AUCAUCCGGGUUCAGUCCCCGAACGGGAUGAAGAAGAUCCCCGCCACCAAGAAAGAGACAGCAGCCGCUUUCCUCAAUAAGGUAUGGAAACAUGACAUGAAGACAAACAUGGGCUCUGAGUGAUAUUGUAGGCUGUAUGGUUGGGCUGUAUACAAAAACCAACUACUCCCCACAAACACAUGGAAAACUUGUGGGUCUUUCUGUCAUUCUGUAGUCAUAUUCAUAGUACAUUCUGUCCAACUGUGCUAUUGGCCAGGUAGCGUCAGAAGAUGGUCAUCUUUCUCUCUCUUUCUCCCUUUGCCUAGCCUGUGCUCAACCUCAGUGUUAAUUUAUUUAUGAGGCAGGCAGCUCUGCAGUAAAGGGGGGGGGGGGGGUAUUUCUGCAGUGUUCCCCAUUGCCUGUGCACUGGGCAGCUAAUGGGAGUGGCCAUCCACUGUGGAAGGAUCCGAUGCAUGGCCCAGCAGAGACCUGUGGGUGUUAUGUGGAGAGGUAGAGCUGUGUGUUAGAGGGAGAGGUAGAGCUGUGUGUUAUUGCAAUGCCUUUGAACAGUGGUUUAUAAAUAGCUGUAUCACAGCAGCUUGCUUGCUUGCCUGCCAGUCUUGGACCUCGGCGACUGUGAGACAGUAUUGGGUAGGAAAUCAAUGAAAUACCUUAAAGGGGCAGUCAGUAGUUCGGACAACAACUAAGUGCCCACCCCACCACUGUUUUGGUAAAGAGCUGAGGGAUGGGGUUUGAGAAAUGUAACCACUUUCAAAUUCAUAGACGGCUAUGGAUACAAAGAAUAUCCAUCCAUGACAUCAACAUUAUAGUUAACCAUGUUUUGAAGCUAAAUAGUGUUUGUUUACAAUUACAUAGUUUACAAACAAUGGAGUAAAACAAGCUUAUAUUUUGUGUUCUGAUGGAGUAAGACAGUUGAACUAAGCUCAUGAAGCAUUUAUAAGUUAUAUUAUUCAAGAAUCAAUGGGUACAUUUAAUUUAAGUCAAAAAAUGGAUGUAGCAAUUACAGAUUGCCCAUCAAAGUCAAUUCCAAUAUCAGUGUCUGAAAAAUAAGUGACCGGCUGUUUGGUUAGAGUGGAGAAGGGUUGCCUCUUAAAAAUUCAUGUCUUUUAGUUAAAACAGAAAUGUGUUGCAGAUCAAUGGAGAGAGUAGUCUAUUGUGUAUUCCCUGCCUCUGAUGUGCAGUCAGUCAGUCAGUCAGUCAGUGAGAGGGAGAGAUGGAGAGUUGCAUGAAGAGCCCAGAGAGAGGCACUGUGUCUGAUCCAACAGGGAGGGAGGAAUUUGCCCAGAUGCAUUCAUACGUUAUACUCCUUUGCAUGGCGUUGUUAUAUUUAUGCUGAUAUAGGCUAGGCCGCUACUGUUGUCUUGCCCAUAAGAAUGAAUGAAAUGCAUUUUUGUGACCUGUUCAUCUCCCUAGAUAACUUUGGGUAGAAUGUCAAGUAUGGCUGACACAGGAUUUUUACCUUGAGCAGUCUACUGAUAGAGGAUCUUCACACUAACUAGACUUUUCGCAAAAAUACCGUCGCAGGGCUUUACAGUGCUAUCACUUUGGCCACAUAUGCUCCUAAAUAUUUUACUGUGCUAACUGGAAUUUUUAUUUGGGAGCACCAGUGCCCCUAGGGGGAAAACUUUUCUAAUUGCUAGCGAUUCUUAUUAUUAAUACCUCAAAUAUUUUUCAUUGUGCUCCUACAUUUUUCAACAAAGUGAGCACAUGUGCGCCUUGUAAAAAAUGUCAGCGUAAAGCCCCGGCUAUAUUUUACUGCAAACUUGUCACGGCGGUAGCGCACGACACUCGCCUGACAGUUGCCCCCUUAUGUGUUGUAUUGGAACUGUUUUAUUGUAGCGCAUGGUGCAAGUAUAGGCAUGACGUCAUAAAAGGUGAUUGGGCAAGUCAGUCCGCGUGCAUCCGUCAUCAUAAGUCCAGUGAAGACAGUCUCCUGUGUUAUGUUUAAGUGAUAAUGCCUGAGAAUCCGGUGUUUGGAGGAUAUAUUGGCAUGGGUGUUGUUCGUCGAGGGCCGGCAAACCAUGCCAAUAUAUCCUCCAAACAUCGGCUUUGAGGGCAUUAUCACUUUUAUACCCAGUCGUUCGUUGGAAAUUUUCAAUUGCCAUACAGGCUGGCAACGUGCCAAUCCCUUGCUUGCUAGCUAGACAUCUACGGCUAACUUGUAGUGAAGUCAAACAGUGCAGCCAGAAUAACAACAAAGUAGCUGCAUUUGCAUUUGUUUAAGCUGUUUUCUAGUGACAUUUAUUUGGAAACAUCCAUAACAAUGAGCUAAUGAUGCGCGAUUUCACCUGGCAUAGAAAAUGUUCUCUCUCGUCAGCACACUGUUGUUCAGAGGAGCUAGCUAACAACACAGCUAACACAAUCACUUCAAACUGAAGCUGGAAAGACUGCAAACUAGAAGCACUUUGUUUUGUUUUAACUGUUUGCUAUUUACAUUUCUUUGUAUACAGUGGGGGGAAAAAAGUAUUUAGUCAGCCACCAAUUGUGCGAGUUCUCCGACUUAAAAAGAUGAGAGGCCUGUAAUUUUGAUCAUAGGUACACGUCAACUAUGACAGACAAAUUGAGAAGAAAAAAAUCCAGAAAAUCACAUUGUAGGAUUUUUAAUGAAUUUAUUUGCAAAUUCUGGUGGAAAAUAAAUAUUUGGUCACCUACAAACAAGCAAGAUUUCUGGCUCUCACAGACCUGUAACUUCUUCUUUAAGAGGCUCCUCUGUCCUCCACUCGUUACCUGUAUUAAUGGCACCUGUUUGAACUUAUCAGUAUAAAAGACACCUGUCCACAACCUCAAACAGUCACACUCCAAACUCCACUAUGGCCAAGACCAAAGAGCUGUCAAAGGACACCAGAAACAAAAUUGUAGACCUGCACCAGGCUGGGAAGACUGAAUCUGCAAUAGGUAAGCAGCUUGGUUUGAAGAAAUCAACUGUGGGAGCAAUUAUUAGGAAAUGGAAGACAUACAAGACCACUGAUAAUCUCCCUCGAUCUGGGGCUCCACGCAAGAUCUCACCCCGUGGGGUCAAAAUGAUCACAAGAACGGUGAGCAAAAAUCCCGGAACCACACGGGGGGACCUAGUGAAUGACCUGCAGAGAGCUGGGACCAAAGUAACAAAGCCUACCAUCAGUAACACACUACGCCGCCAGGGACUCAAAUCCUGCAGUGCCAGACGUGUCCCCCUGCUUAAGCCAGUACAUGUCCAGGCCCGUCUGAAGUUUGCUAGAGUGCAUUUGGAUGAUCCAGAAGAGGAUUGGGAGAAUGUCAUAUGGUCAGAUGAAACCAAAAUAGAACCUUUUGGUAAAAACUCACCUCGUCGUGUUUGGAGGACAUAGAAUGCUGAGUUGCAUCCAAAGAACACCAUACCUACUGUGAAGCAUGGGGGUGGAAACAUCAUGCUUUGGGGCUGUUUUUCUGCAAAGGGACCAGGACGACUGAUCCGUGUAAAGGAAAGAAUGAAUGGGGCCAUGUAUCGUGAGAUUUUGAGUGAAAACCUCCUUCCAUCAGCAAGGGCAUUGAAGAUGAAACGUGGCUGGGUCUUUCAGCAUGACAAUGAUCCCAAACACACCGCCCGGGCUUCGUAAGAAGCAUUUCAAGGUCCUGGAGUGGCCUAGCCAGUCUCCAGAUCUCAACUCCAUAGAAAAUCUUUGGAGUAGGGCUGAACGAUUAAUUGCAUUCGCGAUAAUAUCGCGAUUUGACUGAACGCGAUUUUCUAAUCGCAACGUGCGCGAUUUGAGGUGGUCACGUGACGCGACUUUUCAUGCUGUCCAGCGCAAUGGCCUCUUGCUCGACGGAACAGUCAGAAACUGACACAGCUGAUACUUUAAUAUCGAAGAGGAACAGCACGUCGGUGGUGUGGAACUAUUUUGGUUUUAAAAAAGAAGAUGCUGAGCAGCGUCAGGUGUUGUGCAGAGCAUGCCGUGCUCCGAUUGCUACUUCACGGGGUAACACUACAAACCUGUUUCAGCACUUAAAAAAAUACCACGAAUCAAUGCAUGACAGUUGUAUGACCAAAAUGCCGAGCAUCAGUGCGCGAGACAAGCCAAAUACCUCAAGACAGGGAUCACUGACAGAAAUGUUCGAAAGUGUCACUCCGUAUGAACGUAAUUCAAAACGGCACGGAGAAAUCACUCGGACAAUAACCGAGUUCAUAGCCAAAGAUAUGAUGCCUCUCAGUCGCAGAGGCAGAGAUAAACAAUUACCUGAUGACUCCUACCAUUGAUGGAGAAGAUGAUCCAUUGGCUUGGUGGAGGGUGCACAAGAUCAGCUACCCACAGUUGUGCACCAUGGCACGCAAGUAUCUUUGUGUACCUGCUACAAGCGCUCCCUCAGAGCGUCUUUUUAGCACAGGAGGGAAUAUUGUGACUUGCACUCGCUCAUCCUUGAAGCCAGAAAAAGUCAAUAUUCUGGUUUUCUUAGCAAAAAACCUGUGAGCCACUGAGAACAGAACUGUUGGAUAAGUAUGGCUGGCAGUGCCAUACUCGUAGUGAACUUUAGUCUGUGUGGUGUGUUAUUGUUGUGUACUUGAGAUAAGUGAGGCUCAUCUAUUUUAUAUUAUAAUAUUCAAAUCGUUUAUAAAAAAUAGUUUGUCUAAAUUAAAAGUGCAUUUCUCAUUUUUUAUUUAUAACUUUAUUUACUUUGAUUUUACAAAAUAUUUUCAAAGCAAAUUCCUUGUUUCAGUUGUGUGAAAUGUUACUGACUUGGGAGCAGUAAGAUACAUACAAUUUAAAAUUAUUUUUUUCUUAAGACUGUACCUUUUGCACACAGUGUUUACAAAGUUCAUGCCUUUGUUUAAAUUAUUUAAAUGCACAGUGGCAAAGCCACAGAUGUUUCUGUAAUGAGCAGUUCAAUAAAAAUGUCAUUUAUUUCAAGUCAUACAUGUUUGAAUUUAAUUCUAACAAAUAGACCCAGCCUAUGGGAAAGAACAUUUCACACUAAAUGUAUAUACUAUUGUGUUGGUCAUAUUUAUAUCAUUCAUUAUGUUUUGUAGGGGAAAAAGGAUAAAUAAAUUAAAUUGCAUAUUAAAUCGCAAUCGCAAUAUUGGGGGCAAAAAAUCGCAAUUAGAUUAUUUUCCAAAAUCGUUCAGCCUUAAGCGACAGCCCCAAAACAUCACUGAUCUAGAGGAGAUCUGCAUGGAGGAAUGGGCCAAAAUACCAGCAACAGUGUGUGAAAACCUUGUGAAGACUUACAGAAAAUGUUUGACCUGUGUCAUUGCCAACAAAGGGUAUAUAACAAAGUAUUGAGAAACAUUUGUUAUUGACCAAAUACUUAUUUUCCACCAUAAUUUGCAAAUAAAUUCAUUAAAAAUCCUACAAUGUGAUUUUCUGGAAAGAAAAAUUCUCAUUUUGUCUGUCAUAUUUGAUGUGUACCUAUGAUGAAAAUUACAGGCCUCUCUCAUCUUUUUAAGUGGGAGAACUUGCACAGUUGGUGGCUGACUAAAUACUUCCCCCCCCCCCCCCCCACUGUAUAUCCAUAAAAAUUAUGCUGAUUCAUGAUUUCGACUGGCUGAGAAAAGCUGCCUGUCUGCCUCAUCCUGACUCCCAACCCCUACACAUUCAUUACUAUAGGACAGCGGGAGAUAUAAUUUCAAUACUGAAACAGUGGUGCAAAUGUCAGACAGACAGCAAAGUUUAUACAAAUCUCCGCUAUUGAAAACCAAUUUUUAGUCUAAAAGAAAUGGGAGACAAUGUCUAGAUUAUGUUUUACAGUGGAGAUCAAGUUUAUAAAUUGUCUGGCUGGGCUGAUGAGACAGUGGAUUGCUUAGUGAGAUGGAACAGAGUAAAUAGGCAUUUCAACGUCAUAGCUUUAGCCGGUGGUAACUUGUGGAAUGGACACCGGCUGGAAUGCGGUUUUAACCGAUCAGCGUCCAGGAUUAGACUCACCCGUUGUAUAACACUUAUUGAUUCCUUAAAGUCAACCAAAGUGAUAUUCGCCUCCAGAUUCUUCAUAUAUAGCAUAACACUACAUGGUGUCAGAAGAUCAUUAAUGAUGGCUAUGUUUCCACCUCCAGAAGACUUCGACUUCGGUCACCCAGAACGCUGGCCAGAAUGGCGCCAAACAAUUUCAUCGUUACAGGAUAGCAACUAACCUAAACAAAGAGGAUGGAGAGGUACAAGUUUGUACUCUGCUCUAUUCGCUGGGUUAAGAAGCUGAACAAGUUUUCAGGACAUUCAUGUUUUCUAUGGAGGAGGAUUAGAACUAUUAUGAGAUUGUUUCUGGGUAAGCUGGACAAUUAUUUUGUGCCCAAAAAGAACACUGUUCAUAAAAGAGCCCGCUUUCAUCAGCGCGCCCAAAAGCCUGCGGAAUCCGCUGAGGAAUACAUCAAAGCCUACACGAGCUAGCUGAUAAAUGCUCUGUCGACAUUGCCAAGAACCAAGAAUAUAUCCGUGACAGGUUGGUCAUAGGGAUAUUAGAUAAGGAGUUGUCAGAGAAGCUUCAACUAACGCCUGACUUGACGCUUGACAAAGCGGUAGAGCUUGUGAGGCAAUCAGAGCAAGUAAAGGGGCAUAUUAGCGAACAAGGGGCUAAUGCUAACGGUGCACAGCUCAGUGAAAUAGCAUACAAAUGCAUGGUGCAGAAACAGGCAUGUACAGAACAAAGGGGCCAAAGCAAAAGGACACCAUGUGAACAUGACAGGAUGCAAACGCUUCAGAUGUGAUAAGGCACAUACUGAUGUGCUACUAAGAAUGCAGAAUGCCACAACUGUAGGAAGAUGGGGCAUUUCGCGGUCGUUUGUCGCUCGCGUGUGGUCAACAAGGUUACUGCACCCAACGAGGGAGGAGAAGCGGAUGAGUUCCAUAUCCUGGGAGUCACAGAUGUUGAUGACUCAAACAAUGCACGGACAGUGAAACUGCCAAUAAAAGUUACUGUAUUAGACUUUUUAAGAUUGAUACAGGGGCAGAUACAAGUGUCGUAUCAGAAAAUACUUAUAGCACACUGAAAAACAUGCCACCACUGAAUAGCACAGUAACUAAACUAGACUGCAAAGGGGGUAAAAACUCAUUCUGAUUGGCUGGGCCUGGCUCCCCAGUAAAUCAGAAUUAUUUUUUCCCCCCCCCACAAAAGUUAUUUAAUUCAGACAGAAAUACUCCUCAGCACCCACCACCCUCGAAUGUGGAGGUCUUGGGCAAGCGUGGUUACACGUGGUCUGCGGUUGUGAGGGCGGUUGGAUGUACUGCCAAAUUCUCUAAAAUGACGUUCGAGGCGGCUUAUGGUAGAGAACAUUCAAUUCUCUGGCAACAUCUCUAGUGGACAUUCCUGCAGUCAGCAUGCCAAUUGCACGCUACCUCAACUUGAGACAUCUGUGGCAUUGUGCUGUGUGACACAACUGCACAUUUUAGUGGCCUUUUAUUGUCUCCAGCACAAGGUACACCUGUGUAAUGAUCAUGCUGGUUAAUCAGCUUCUUGAUAUGCCACACCUGUCAGGUGGAUGGAUUAUCUUGGCAAAGGAGAAAUGCUCACUAACAGGGAUGUAAACAAAUUUCUGCACAUUUCAGAGAAGCUUUUUGUGCAUAUGGAACAUUUCAGGGAUAUUUUAUUUCAGCUCAUGAAACGCUGUUUAGGUUCAAAGUGUAUGUGAUAAAGGGGUCGCGUGGAAGCCAUCUGCUAGGCCGUAAUGUCGCUGUUGUAAUGGGCUUGGUGAAGAGAUCAAAAACACAAAGUAGCUUGAGUGCUCAUCCUGCAGAUGUGGACAAGCUGAAGACUAAACCAACCAAAAUAAUUCAGAAAUAUGAUGCGGUGCCCUACAGUGUAAACACAGCCAGUCGUGUGUCAGUGCCCAUGCUCCCCAAAGCGAAAUAGGAGCUUGACCGCAUGGAAGUGAGUGGUGUGAUCACGGAGAUCAGGGAGCCUACAGAGUGAGGUGAUCUAAUGAUCCUGGGACCCAAGAAAAACAAAGACUAGCUGAGGGUAUGUGCUGACCUGAUAUGGUUAAACAAAUCUGUGAAAAGGGAGAAAUAAAUUCUACCCACCAUGGACGAUAGCCUGCCAAAACUUGCUGGUGCAGAGGUGUUUUCUCUUUCAGAUGCAGCAAGUGGCUUCUGGCUGAUUCCACUAGACAGAGUGCCAAGCUUACCACAUUCAUAACGCCUUUUGGAAGGUUUUUUUUAACAGCCUUCCAUUUGGAAUCACUAGUGCUCCAGAAAUCUUCCAGCGCGAGAUGGACAGAGCUCCUGAUGGACGAAGAAGGCGUGGCCAUUUACAUGGAUAAUAUACUUAUUUACUCGGACACGCCAGAGGAUCAUGUGGUGAGACUCCAGAAAACCCUAUACGCACUGGAGAAAGCUCAACCCAGACAAAUGUCUACUGCGUCAGAAAAGGCUUAACUACCUAGGAUACUGCAUCGACGAGAAUGGCAUUUUUCCUGAUGAGUUCAAGAUCCAGGUCGCCAUGUAAUGUCUGAUCUGAGGAGGAUCCUGGGUAUGAUUCACUACCUAGGCAGGUACCUACUGGGUCUAGCCGAUGUCAACAAACCACUCAACGACUCUGCUCAAGAGUGAUGCUACAUGGACAUGCAGUGCAGGAGGAGGCCUUUAAGAAGGUAAAAAGUAUCGUCACAGAGUCACCUCUACUGGCAUUCUAUAAUAUGACAAAGCCUACCGUAGUCAGUGCAGAUGCCAGUAGUUAAGGGUUAGGCGGGGUCCUACUACAAAAAUAAGCUGGAUAGUUAAAGCCAGUAGCUUAUUGCUCCAGGACUCUCACAGAUGCAGAGAAGCACUAUGCACAGAUAGAAAAGCAGUGUCUCGCAGCAGUCUGGACAUGUGAGAAGUUUACCAGAUAUCUGUAUGGCCUCGAUACAUUCACACUGCAGAGUGAUCACAAACCUCUUAUUCCACUAAUGAACUGUAAAGACCUUGACUCAGUGCCUUUGAGGUGUCAGAGACUGUUGAUGCGCAUGAUGCUUAUAACCCUGCAGCUAAGUAUGUGCCGGGAAACAGCAUGUUAUAGCAGACACCCUUUCCAGACAUCCCCAGGCAGCUGUUACACGAGAGAUCGUAGAUGUGACCAGUGAAAUCGAGUCCGAUGAGGAUGUAGUUCGUACAGCAUUGCCUAUCUCACCCACCAAGCUUGACGUCGUCAAGAAGCAGACACAACCAGGGGUAGCCUAGCGGUUAUGAGCGUUGGGCCAGUAACCGAAAGGUAGCUGGUUCGAAUACCCGAGACGACUAGGUGAAUAAUCUGUCGACGUGCCCUUGAGAAAGGCACUUAACCCUAAUUGCUCCUGUAAGUUGCUCUAGAUAAGAGUGUCUGCUGAAAGACAUAUGUAAACUGAGAUGUUGAAGCGCAUACACGAUUGUGAAGUGCCGGGGCUAGAGGUAGUGUGUGGUUGCCUGGAAUAAGUAAAAACAUCCAGGAAAUAUUCAGUACAUGCAAACACUGCCAGGAGUCCAAACCUACUCAGAGGAGGGAACUUCUGAUCACAACUCCAUUCCCAAGUUGCCCAUGGGGAAAGAGUAUCAGCUGACAUAUGUGAACUCAACAAGCAAAACUACUUGAUAGUUGUGGACUAUUUCUCUUGAUGUAUAGAAAUAGCUUACCUCAAAUACAUGUCAGGAGAAACUACUAGAGCUAAACUGAAGAGCAUCUUCGCCAGGUGGGGGUGACCAAAUAUUCUAAUUACAGACACCUAAUCUCUUUACCUAUUCUCUUUCCACAGCCGUGUCAUGAGUCUGGCAAGAGAGACUAAUCAUUAUUUCCCUAUUUUUACUGUCAGGUGGGCAAAGAGUUUGGCUUCACCUCCAACGGCUUCUCUAUCUUCCUGAACCGCAACAAGACCGAUGAGAUCCAGUCCCAGAAUAAGACCCUCAGCCUGCUCAAGAUCAAGUGAGUUUGGAGAAACAUUGGUUUGUUACUAUUAGACCUAAAACACACCUGUCACUCGGUUCUCCCCAGGAGUUUUUAACAAGGUGAUGCUGCUGAGUAUAGUAGCGGGAGGGUUGUGUUUUUUAACACAUGUAACUUCCAUUUUCUGCAAUCUAGAGCAAAAAAUGGCCUUAAAUAGCUAGGUUUCCAUCCACUUGGCGACACAUUUUCAGGCAAGUAUUCUAGAAUCCGCAUAAAGAAAAUAUGCACAUUUUCCCACAAGUGGUGUUCCCACUAAAUGGACUUGUUGCGGAUAAAAAUCAGUGUGUGAUGACGUAGUGCACACAAUGUACUUUUUCACUUAAGUUUUCAUGUACCGAAUAAAAAUCUAAAGUUCAAUAUGUUUCCAUCGCAUUUUCAACUCCUAACGAUUUAGUUUUGUCACAAACUGUUGCUUUAAAUCGCAAAUGUGCCUACUCCGGUCUUGGCAGGUGAGCUCUAGCCAACAGGUCGCAGAUACAUGAUGACAUUAUUAUGGAUAAAAGCGAGAAUAUUUGUCAAAUUGCAGUCGGGCAUCGAUCAUGUCACCAGAACAAGACCCUCAAUAUUUAUUGGAAAGGAGCGUCAAGAUCACAGUGCACUUUCACCACCCUGUGAAGUUCAUAACUUAUUUAAUCUGUAGCCUAAUAAACUGUUUGUCUUAGUGGGAGGACCACAGCCCAUAUCAUCACGUGAGUGACUCCAAGUUUACUUUGAUACGAUGGUUAUUAUAUCAAUAUUUCCACCGCCAUUUCUCGCAUAAUUAAUUUUACAAACACAAAAUGAUCCCACCACGUUGAACAAACAAAUGAUCUGUCGACAUUUAUACAAUUGUACCGCGACUCCCUGUUCCAGCACAGCUGUCGCAGUUAUAUUUUUAUAUAUACGGUAUGACUUUACUCACAUCAAAACUGUAGAUAGAAACGUGGUUAGAGAUAACAAAAUACUUCAAAUAACAAAUUACAGUGGUGCAGCCAGUGCACAAGGUGACGCAGCACCCCUCUUACAUUCUUUGGGGAGAACCCUGUCACUAAUUGUUAGGCUACUCCAUUUAGCUAGAUACACAUGUAGUCAUUAUUUACACUGAUUAUACCAAACAUUAGGAACACCUUCCUAAUAUUGAGUUGCACCCCCCUUCUUUUGCCCUAAGAACAGCCAGUCUUCGUCAAGCGUUCCACAUGGAUGCUGGCCCAUGUUGACUCCAAUGCUUCCCACAGUUGUCAAGUUGGCUGGGUGUCCUUUGGGUGGUGGACCAUUCUUGAUACACACGGGAAACUGUUGAGCGUGAAAAACCCAGCAGUGCUGCAGUUCUUGACACAAACCGGUGUGCCUCGCACCUACUUCCAUACCCCGUUCAAAGGCACUUAAAUAUUUUGUCUUGCCCAUUCACCCUCUGAAUGGCACACAUACACAAUCAAUUUCUCAAGGCUAAGAAAUCUUUCUUUAACCUGUCUCCUCCCCUUCAUCUACACUGAUUUGAAGUGGAUUUAACAAGUGACAUCAAUAAGGGAUCAUAGCUUUCACCUGGAUUUACCUGGUCAGUCCGUCAUCGAAAGAGCAGGUGUUCUUAAUGUUUUGUACGCUCAGUGUAUAUCGUCAUUUCAUUUUGUUCACUUGUUAUUAUCUUGGAUUAUCAUUAUGCUCAUUGUGUGUGUGUUUCUCUAGACAUGGAGACAUGCUCUUCCUGUACCCCUCGGGCUCCCCAGGACCCUCAGGAGAGACCAUGGAUGUGGCCACGCCUCACUCUUCAUCAUCACUACCCUCAUCCUCGUCUUCAUCAUCCAUGAUGUCACGCUCCCACUCGGGACCCCACAUCCCCGAGGACGAGAUUGACCAGGACCUGGCCAAGCAGGAGGGCAAGAUCUACAGGAACAAAGAUCCACAGCUGUAAGAGAUUUAUAUCAUUUCUGUACGUUGUUGUAUUGAAGCAAAGAUACACAGCAACAGAGAUCCACAGCUGCAAUAUAUUUAUAGACUUAAAGAUCUACGGCAGGGGUGUCAAACUCUGGGCAGAGUGUCUGCAGGUUUUUGGUUUUCCUUUCAAUGAAGACCUAGACAACCAGGUGAGGGGAGUUCCUUACUAAUUAGUGACCUUCCAUUCAUCAAUCAAGUACAAGGGAGGAGCGAAAACUUGCAGACACUCGGCCCUCCAUGGAAUGAGUUUGACACGUGAUCUACGGAAAUGGAGAUCCACAGCUGUAAGAGAUUUAUAGAAUUAAAGAUUAACAGAAACCGAGAUCCACAGCUCUAAGAUAUAUAUAUAUAUAUAUAUAUAUAUAUAUAUAUAUAUAUAUAUAUAUAUAUAUAUAUAUAUAUAUACAUACAUACAUACAUACAUACAUACAUACAUACAUACAUACAUACAUACAUACAGUGAGGGGAAAAAAGUAUUUGAUCCCCUGCUGAUUUUGUACGUUUUCCCACUGACAAAGAAAUGAUCAGUCUAUAAUUUUAAUGGUAGGUUUAUUUGAACAGUGAGAGACAGAAUAACAACAAAGAAAUCCAGAAAAACGCAUGUCAAAAAUGUUAUAAAUUGAUUAGCAUUUUAAUGAAAUAAGUAUUUGACCCCCUCUCAAUCAGAAAGAUUUCUGGCUCCUAGGUGUCUUUUAUACAGGUAACGAGCUGAGAUUAGGAGCACACUCUUAAAGGGAGUGCUCCUAAUCUGUUUGUUACCUGUACAAAAGACACCUGUCCACAGAAGCAAUCAAUCAAUCAGAUACCAAACUCUCCACCAUGGCCAAGACCAAAGAGCUCUCCAAGGAUGUCAGGGACAAGAUUGUAGACCUACACAAGGCUGGAAUGGGCUACAAGACCAUCGCCAAGCAGCUUGGUGAGAAGGUGACAACAGUUGAUGCGAUUAUUCGCAAAUGGAAGAAACACAGAAUAACUGUCAAUCUCCCUCAGCCUGGGGCUCCAUGCAAGAUCUCACCUCGUGGAGUUGCAAUGAUCAUGAGAACGGUGAGGAAUCAGCCCAGAACUACACGGGAGGAUAUUGUCAAUGAUCUCAAGGCCGCUGGGACCAUAGUCACCAAGAAAACAAUUGGUAACACACUACGCCGUGAAGGACUGAAAUCCUGCAGCGCCCGCAAGGCCCCCCUGCUCAAGAAAGCACAUAUACAGGCCCGUCUGAAGUUUGCCAAUGAACAUCUGAAUGAUUCAGAGGAGAACUGGGUUAAAGUGUUGUGGUCAGAUGAGACCAAAAAUCGAGCUCUUUGGCAUCAAUCGAGCUCUCACCGUGUUCGGAGGAGGAGGAAUGCUGCCUAUGACCCCAAGAACACCAUCCCCACCAUCAAACAUGGAGGUGGAAACAUUAUGCUUUGGGGGUGUUUUUCUGCUAAGGGGACAGGGCAACUUCACCACAUCAAAGGGACGAUGGACGGGGCCAUGUACCGUUAAAUCUUGGGUGAGAACCUCCUUCCCUCAGCCAGGGCAUUGAAAAUGGGUUGUGGCUGGGUAUUCCAGCAUGACAAUGACCCAAAACACACGGCCAAGGCAACAAAGGAGUGGCUCAAGAAGAAGCACAUUAAGGUCCUGGAGUGGCCUAGCCAGUCUCCAGACCUUAAUCCCAUAGAAAAUCUGUGGAGAGAGCUGAAGGUUCGAGUUGCCAAACGUCAGCCUCGAAACCUUAAUGACUUGGAGAAGAUCUGCAAAGAGGAGUGGGACAAAAUCCCUCCUGAGAUGUGUGCAAACCUGGUGGCCAACUACAAGAAACGUCUGACCUCUGUGAUUGCCAACAAGGGUUUUGCCACCAAGUACUAAGUCAUGUUUUGCAGAGGGGUCAAAUACUUAUUUCCCUCAUUAAAAUGCAAAUCAAUUUAUAACAUUUUUGACAUUUGUUUUUCUGGAUUUUUUUUGUUAUUCUGUCUCUCACUGUUCAAAUAAACCUACCAUUAAAAUUAUACACGGAUCAUGUCUUUGUCAGUGGGCAAACGUACAAAAUCAGCAGGGGAUCAAAUACUUUUUUCCCUCACUGUGUGUGUGUGUGUGUAUAUAUAUCUUAAAAGCCAUUACCACGAGCCCAUCCUCCGCAAUUAAGGUGCCACUAACCUCCUGUAGUCUACAGGAACAGAGAUCCACAGUUGUAAGAUAUUUCAUAGACUUCGUGUAUGUUGUAUUGAAGCAAAGAUCUACAGGAACAGAGAUCCACAGGUGUAAGAGAUACACAGCUUUAUAGAAUGUAGCUAGUUAUAUUAUUGUAUUAAGGCAUUCAAUUGUAUCAGUGUAUUGAUUCAGUUUUUAUCUUGUUUCAGGUGUCGACAUGGAUCGAUGGGAAAGUGUGUGCACUGCGUACCACUAGAGGUAAGUGUUCUUGCCACCUUCAUUCGUCCAACUAGUACUAUUUACUUUAAAAUUGUGGUUUACAUGUCAGGUUUACUUCUUUGCUGUAAAUUGAAUUGUUACCUCUGGCUGCCAGCCUUUUGACGAAGAGUACUUGAGCCAUCUAGACCCGCCUGUCAAGCACAUGUCAUUCCACGCCUACAUCCGUAAGCUGACAGGAGGCGCUGACAAGUGAGUGGCACCAGAUGUUCUGUAGCCUGGUCCCAGACCUGUCUGUGCUUUCUUGGUAACAUGUUUGGCAUGACCACGUCCAUAGAAGUUGGCAAGAUUGCACAAACAGAUCUGGGACCAGCCUAUGCACUCUUCAAUUCCCUAGCAGGAGAAUUGGCCACAUCCACAAGCUCUUUGUCUUUAUUUAAAACCUAUUUUCCUCUACAGAGGGAAGUUUGUGGCCCUGGAGAACAUCAGCUGUAAGAUCAAGUCAGGCUGUGAGGGCCACCCUCCCUGGCCAGAGGGGAUCUGCACCAAAUGCCAGCCCAGCGCCAUCACCCUCAACAGACAAGUACGCCCCAUAACUCUCUCCUUCUUGUUCCCAAGGGUCCAUCUCAAUGCUCCCCUUUGCUGCCAAGGGUCCAUCUCAGUAUUCUAAAGUGGCUUCCUCUCCUUGUCUCCUUUCCUUGGCUUCAUUUACAUUCACAUCAGUUCAGAUUAAAGAGAAGGAGAUGACGAGAGGAAUCCAAUUUAAACUAUUGAAAUGCGCCACGGGAGAUUUCUCAGUCACUACUCAUACCUAAUGGAGAUGGUGAUUUUUAUAACCCGCCUCAUCCCUGCUAACAGAAAUACAGGCAUAUAGACAACAUCAUGUUUGAGAACCACACCAUCGCAGACCGUUUCCUGGACUUCUGGAGGAAGACGGGCAGCCAGAGGAUGGGCUACCUGUACGGCAGGUACACCGAGCACAAAGACAUCCCUCUGGCCAUCCGAGCGGAGGUCGCUGCCAUCUACGAACCCCCGCAGGUGAGUGCUCUGCUCUCUCGGGAGUCAGUCCAGUGGCUUGUUAGUGUGAGUUGUAGAUGUAGUAAGGUUGGUUAGCCACAGGAUGGCAGUAAGUUCACGUUCAAUGGUGUGUUGGACAGUGAUAAAAUGCUGCUUUUGCAGGAGCAGUUGUCUCCAAUAGCAUAAUAAAUAAAUGGAUGUAUGCAAUGAACUGAUUAUUUAAAGAUGAACUCUCGAACUUUUGUAUAGUUUCAGCCAGUAGUUAUGAAAGUGGUGCUCACGACCCAAAACAGGUCCCUGUUUUUUGUGUUCUACAUCAUCCAAUUGUGUACUACAUUGUCCAUUUCGUGUGAUAGGUUACGAAUUUUGCAAUUUGUGUGAUCUGUUGCUAAUUAGGCAAAUUGCAAAAUUAGUCAUUAGUGGUGGUGCGUUAAGCCAAUCAGAAAUACUAUCAGAUCCCCAAAUGGGCACAUUUAUAUGCCUACAUUUGCGCGCAGGCCAGGUAGCCUAUAGGCCUACUUCUAUGAGCAACUCAACAUUGACAGGAGCGCUCCAAACAAAAGACAAUGACUAAAUUGACGAAAGGGAAUAAAAUAAACCAAAACUUGUUUCUCACAAGUGUAGCAAUUUGUGCAAUAUGCUAUGAAUUUGUUGUGCUUAAGAUCCCAGAGUUCAUCUUUAAGUCUGUGAUAGAAUUACUGUAAGAUUGUGUACUUUUUCUGAAAUAAUGUUAAUCCUAGAUGUGUUAUAUUUAAUGGUUUGUUUAGUUUUAACUGUUGUGAAUUCCUCUGUCCAUUAGAUUGCCACCCAGAACAGUCUGGAGCUGGUGGAGGACCCUAAAGCUGCAGCCGUAGAGGAGAUCGCAGCUAAGCUGGGCCUGCGUAAGGUUAGACGAAACCACUAAUUUAUACUAUUGACUUUAUUUGAGCUAUUCUAGAUUCGGUUGUCAACCUCCCUUCACUCCAUAUCACUAUGAAUUCAGUUAAAUUGACUGAAUUGGAAUAGAAUUGACCCCAACCCUGGUCAAGACACUAAGAUUGUGCUCUGUAAUAUACAUCCACCCUGGUUUAUAUGGUGUAACUUUAGACUUAGACGUCGCGUUAAUGCAGAAUUCUGCAUUUUUCACAAAGGAAUAAAAAGAUACAACGCAUAAUGCACUUCUCCACUCGGAUGAGAGUUCAGACAGCACACUGAUGUGUAGCUACUUUUCUCCAGUACUUUUCUCAGUGUAGCCAACUUUUCUCAGGUAAAAUUCAAGGGUAACUUCAAGCAAAACAUUUGGAAAUGUAGCUGGCUACAUUCUUUCUAUCAUAAACAUUAGAAAUAUGAUGGGCAGAGCCUCCCGAGUGGCGCAGCGGUCUAAGGCACUGCAUCGCAGUGCUUGAGGCGUCUCACAACCGUGAUCGGGAGUCCCAUAGGGCGGCACACAAUUGGCCCAGCGUCGUCCGUGUUAGAGGAGGGUUUGGCCGGGGGGGCUUUACUUGGCUCAUCGCGCUCUAGCGACUACUUGUGGCGGCCCGGGCGCCUGCAGGCUGACUUUGGUCGUCAGUUGAACAGUGUUUCCUCCGACACAUUGGUGCAGCUGGCUUCCGGGUUAAGCGGGCGGGUGUUAAGAAGCGCGGUUUGGCGGGUCAUGUUUCGGAGGACACAUGACUCGACCUUCGCCUCCCGAGCCCAUUGGGAGGUUGCAGCGAUGAGACUAGAUCGAAGUUGGGGAGAAAAACGGGGUUAAAAAAUUAUAUAAUGGCCGUGCAUCGUGUUUGCCAAAAAAUACAUUUCUUUUUCAUUGUAAGCUCAUUUACUUGUGUGGCUGCUAGCCAAAUAGUGUUGCACUUCAAUUGUCAUCUGAUGAAAAGGAAGCUAUUUUCUGCCGAAUGUGUUGCACUGAUGUAUUUUCUGUGAAGAAAAACUAUAGUUUCACUCUAUUGAAGCAAAAAAACACUGUUGAUUUUCAAUAUAAAACACAGGUAAAAUGGUUUAAAAUGCAGAUUUCUGAACUCUAACGCAACCCCUGGACGUCACAACUAAACUAAACAGUCUAUCCUUCCCCACCUCCACCACCUAACUCCUUCCUGUCAGGAUAGAGGUAAAGAGGAACAUCUGGGUUCAAGCAGUAAACUCAGGAGGCUACAGACAGGAUAGCCUGCGCCUGUCUAGUCUGACUGGCCAGUACAGCCCAACCCAACCCACUGGCCAGAGACAUCGAUGGGUGGAGGGUCUCUGUCUGCAUCCCUAAUGGCACCUUAUUCCCUAUAAAGUCUGCACUGCUUUUGACUAUUUGGGAUGCAGCUUCUUUCUCUCAGGCCAUGAUGCUCUAAUCAAUUCUCAGGAUUCCUUAGUCUUCACAGGAUGAUGGCUUAAACAGCUUCCAUAUGUGUAAUGUGUAGAGCUUACACAACCAGCAUGGGUUCUCUGGUUUUUGACUCAACCGGGGUAGGGACAAUGGUGGAGGACAAACUGUUUGCCAAAUGUAUUUUCCAAAAUGGUAUAUGUGAGUCAAGCACUACACCUUAUUCAAAAGAUUAGCCAGCUGGCUCUAUGGCUGGUUCUGGAGCUGGAUUUGUCAUAAGCAAACUUCCCCGCAGAUGGAAACCACUGGCCUAUCUUUGACGCCACUAUCUAUUAUUAACUCCAAUGUUUUGGCAUCUUCCAUAAAUCACGCCAGCGAAUCCGCCACAGAAAUAGUCAGAAUGAAUAGGAUGAAGCUCUGGUAAUAUGGAUAACUAUUGAAAGAUGGAUGAUGUGUUUUUCUACAGCCUACCUACCAAAGGUGCAACAGGUAGGCUGCUGGCAGGCUGAUGAUGCACGCCACAGAUGACGUCCAGUGCCUUCAGAAAGUAUUCAUACCCCUUGACUUAUUCCGCAUUUUGUUCUUACAGCCUGAAUUCAAAAUAAAAAAGUCACCCAUCUAUCUACACAACAAUUUAUUGAAAAUGAAAUACAGAAAUAUCUCAUUUACAUAAGUAUUCACACCCCUGAGUCAAUACUUUGUAGAAGCACUUUUUGCAGCGAUUAGAUCUUUGAGUUUUCUUUGGUAUGUCUGUAUCAGCUGUGCACAUCUGGAUUUGGGGAUUUUCUUCCUUGCUGAUUUCCUCAAGCUCUGAUAAGUUAGUUGGGGAGCGGCGGCAAACAGCAACCUUCAACUCUUUCCACAGAUUUUCAAUGGGAUUCGAGUCUGGGCUUUGGCUGGGCCACUCAAGGACUUUCACAUUCUUGUUCUGAAGCCAUUCCAGCAUUGCUUUGGUUGUGUGCUUUUGGGGUUAUUGUCCUGUUGGAAUGUAAAUCUUCGCCCCCAGUCUGUCGUUUGCACUGAAGCAGGUUCUCAAUAAGGGUCAAGGAUUUGCCUGUGUUUAGCUCCAUUCAUUGUUCCCUUUAUCCUGACCAGUCUCCUAGUCCCUGCCGCUGAAAAGCAUCCCCAAUGCAUUAUGCUGCCACCGCCAUGCUUCACGGUAGGGAUGGUGUGACGGGUUUUCUCCAGACAUAGUGCUUUGCAUUCAGGCCAAAGAGUUACAAUUUUGUCACAUCAGACCUCGUAAUCUUAUGUCUUUUGUCUUUCACAUGCCUUUUUGCAAACUCCAGGCGUGCUGUCAUGUGCCUUCCACUCUCCCAUAAAGCCCGAAUUGGUGAAGUGCUGUAGAGACUGUUGUCCUUCUGGAAGGUUCUCCCAUCUCAGCCAAGGAACUCUGUAGUUUUGUCAGUGUUCAUUGGAUUCUUGGUCACCUCCCGCCCAGUUGCUCAGUUUGGUCGGACUGCCAGCUCUAGGCAGAGUGGGUAGUUCCAUAUUCUUUCAAUUUCCCGAAGAUGGAGACCACUGUGCUCUUGGCAACUUUAAACACUCCAGAAAUUGUUUUAUACACUUUCCCAGAUAUGUCUCAUCACAAUUAUAUGUUGGAAAUCUACAGACAUUUCCUUGGACUUCGUGGUAUAGUUUCUGCUCUGACAUGCACCAUCAACUGUGGGACCUCAUAUAGACAGGUGUUUCUUUCUAAAUAAUAUAAUGUCCAAACAAUUUAAUUGGCCACAGGUGGACUCCAAUCAAGUUGUUGUGACAUCUCAAGGAUGAUCAAAGGAAAUGUGGUGCACCGGAGCUCAAUUUGGAGUGUCAUAGCAAAGGGGUGUUAAUACUUAUGUAAAUGAGAUUUCUGUAUUUCAUUUUCAUAACAUUUCAAAAAAUAUUUUGACUUUGUCAUGAUGGGGUAUUGUGUGUAGAUGGGUGAGGGGGGAAAAAUAACAAUUUAAUCCAUUUUGAAUUCAGGCUGUAACAAGUUCCUUGAAUUUUCUUUCGCUGUUGCCUUUUAAUUAUCUGGAUAGACACUUGUGGUCUAGCUAACGUUACACCAAUCAAAGCAGUGGAGCGUGUAGUGAAGCAAAACUUUAGUGGUCAAAACCAUACAUCUUGGGGCGACGGGGUGCGGGUUUGCAAAAUGCUAUCAUAUCACACAAUUAUACCAUUUAUGAAAUGGUCAGAUAUACACUGAGUGCACAAAACAUUAGGAACACCUACCCCUUCCAUGAGACUGACCAGGUGAAUUCAGGUGAAAGCUAUGAUCCCAUAUUGAUGUCAUCUGUUAAAUUUACUUCAAUCAGUGUAGAUGAAGGGGGGAGACAGGAUAAAGAAGGAUUUUUAAGCCUUGAGACCAUUGAGACAUGUAUUGUGUAUGUGUGCCUUUCAGAGGGUAAGAACUGCAAUGCUGCUGGGUUUUUCACACUCAACAGUUUUCCCCUUGUGUAUCAAGAAUGGUCCACCACCCAAAGGACAUCCAGCCAACUUGACUCAACCGUGGGAAGCAUUGGAGUCAACAUGUUCAACAGGGAUGCUGGACCACUUUCCAUGCCCCAACGAAUUGAGGCUGUUCUAAAUAAAUAAUAAUAAUAAUACAAUAAUAUGCCAUUUAGCAGACGCUUUUAUCCAAAGCGACUUACAGUCGUGCGUGCAUACAUUUUUGUGUAUGGGUGGUCCCGGGGAUCGAACCCACUACCUUGGCGUUAAAAGCACCGUGCUCUACCAGCUGAGCUACAGAGGACCACUGUUCUGAGGGCAAAAGGGGGUGCAACUCAAUAUUAGGACGAUGUUCCUAAUGUUUUGUACACUGAGUGUAUUGACAUAUUUUUUAAAUACAGACUAGCUAAAAAACAAGUGAAAAUUGACUAAUUAUCCAAUUAAGUUUGCACCACCACAUUUUAAUUUGCUCCAUGGCUCAGGUGGCCAAGUGGACACAAGGCUGUUUGGCUCAUCUUUCUGAUUUAAUAAACAAUGCCAUGCUGGUUGGUGGUAACAUUCAAAUAAAACACAGCCCUCAAACUGGCUUAAAGAAUUUGUAUGUCAUAUCAAAGAAAAUAAACCGCAUUCACACGGAUUUGGACGAUGUGGGUGGUUCGGAUUUGUCAAUUCAAGGCCAAAUAUAUCAUACUUUGACUAAAACGUUGACUUAUUGACUUAAAUCGUUGUGCAACAUCAUGGGUAAGCUCUAGCCAUCGUCUUUCAGUUCAAAAAAGUGGAUUUCCACCUCAAUUUCAUUCAGGAUCAAACUCUAGACUACUGAUUUGGCUACAUUGUUUGAUGUAAUUUUAAGGAAAUUGCAGUUACAUAUGAAAACAAAAAAAAAAGGUAAAUGCUCCAACUUCCUGACGGAGUCAGUGACCCCCUCCGGACCUCACCCCUACCCAACCUUAGGUCUACAUCAGCACCACCUUCUCAGAAAAUUCUAGGGAGAGCCCUGACUGUACAUUCAAAGUUAUUUAUAGUUAGCUACUGAAGAGAAUCCAAUUACCAAGUACCCAAAACAGUCUUUUGCCUACCAUUUCUACUGAGGCAGUCUUCUGCCAACAUUAUUAGGGGUGGAAAAGGGUGCAUUUGCCUAUGAUCUGAGCAGUGUGGGUGUUGCGCGCGCCGCCGUGGGGUCCGAGGCUGGGAGUGCCGCCGCCGCACUAAAUUGGUACUCAUAAAGAUUAUUCAAGUUUGACUGUCUUCCUGUGUUGUCUGUGCUGUAGGUGGGGUGGAUAUUCACUGACCUGCUCUCUGAGGACACCAGGAUAGGAACAGUUAAAUACACCAGGAACAAGGUGAGAGAACACAUCCCUACCCUGCCCGGACAAGCACUUUAACCUGUAAACCAGAAUAGCCAAAAACCAGGGAAUAGCCUAACACCUUGUGACUGUUUCUAAAGCAUUAGUUUUGUGAACGAAUACAGACUUCUCUAGGUGGACAAAGCUGAAAUAUCUCGGACUUCUUUAUUUCUUUGAUCAUUUAAAAUGUUUUAUCUUGUCUGUGUAGGACUCGUACUUCCUGAGUGCAGAGGAGUGCAUCACGGCUGGACACUUCCAGAACCAACAGUCUAAUCCCUGCAGACUCUCACCCGACGGACACUUCGGGUCCAAGUUUAUCACUGUGGUGGCCACAGGUACACAGGCUAUCUAUGGCUCACUUCUACAACAGAAUACUACCACACCAAAAGCAUGUGUAGAUGUGCCCGAGUUGCUUCUGACUUUAGGGCGGCAGGUAGCCUAGCGGUUAGAUCGUUGGGCCAGUGACCGAAAGGUUGCUGGUUUGAAUACCUGAGCUGGCAAGAUGAAAAAUCUGUCGAUGUGCCCUUGGGCAAGCCACUUAACCCUAAUUUGCUCUAUGGCUGACCCUGUAAAACAACACAUUUUCAAUAAAACAUUAUUUGUUUUUAUAUACAGUAUAUUACAGUGCAUUCGGAAAGUAUUCUUUUUCCACAUUUUGUUACAUUUACAGCCUUAUUCUAAAAUUGAUUAAAUAAAAAAUGUUCUCAUCAAUCCACACACAAUACCCCAUAAUGACAAAGCGAAAAACGGUUUUUUGAGAUUUUAGCAAAUAAAAAAUAAAAAACCUUAUUUACAUAAGUACUCAGACCCGUUGCUAUGAGACUCGAAAUUGAGUUCAGGUGCAUCCUGUUUCCAUUGAACAUCCUUUAUGUUUCUACAACUUGGAGUCCACCUGUGGUAAAUUCAAUUGAUUGGACAUGAUUUGGAAUGGCACACACCUGUCUAUAUAAAGGUCCCACAGUUGACAGUGCAUGGCAGAGCAAAAACCAAGCCAUGAGGUCGAGGGAAUUGUCCGUAGAGCUCCGAGACAGGAUUGUGUCGAGGCACAUAUCUGGGGAAGGGUACCAAAAAAAAUUCUGCAGCAUUGAAGGUCCACAAGAACACAGUGGCCUCCAUCAUUCUUAAAUGGAAGAAGUUUGGAACCACCAAGACUCUUCCUAGAGCUGGCUGCCUGGCCAAACUGAGCAAUCGGGGGAGAAGGGCCUUGGUCAGGGAGGUGGCCAAGAACCCGAUGGUCACUCUGACAGAGCUCCAGAGUUCCUCUGUGGAGAUGGGAGAACCUUCCAGAAGGACAACCAUCUCUGCAGCUCUCCACCAAUCAGGCCUUUAUGGUAGAGUUGCCAGAUGGAACCCACUCCUCAGUUAAAGGCACAUGACAGCCCGCUUGGAGUUUGCCAAAAGGCACCUUAAGGACUCUCAGACAAUGAGAAACAAGAUUCUCUGGUCUGAUGAAACCAAGAAUGAACUCUUUGGCCUGAAUGCCAACCGUCACGUCUGGAGGAAACCUGGCACCAUCCCUACGGUGAAGCAUGGUGGUGGUAGCCUCAUGCUGUGGGGAUGUUUUUCAGUGUCAAGGACUGGGAGACUAGUCAGGAUCGAGGGAAAGAUGAACAGAGCAUAGUCCAGAGAGAUCCUUGAUGAAAACCUGCUCCAGAGCGCUCAGGACCUCAGACUGGAGUGAAGGUUCACCUUCCAACAGGACAACGACCCUAAGCACACAGCCAAGACAACGCAGGAGUGGCUUCGGGACAAGUCUCUGAAUGUCCUUGAGUGGCCCAGCCAGAGCCCGGACUUGAACCUGACCGAACAACUCUGGAGAGACCUGAAAAUAGCUAUGCAGCGACGCUCCCCAUCCAACCUGACAGAGCUUGAGAGGAUCUGCAGAGAACAAUGGGAGAAACUCCCCAAAUACAGGUGUGCCAAGCUUGUAGCAUCAUACCCAAGAAGAUUAGAGACUGUAAUCGCUGCCAAAGGUGCUUCAACAAAGUACUGAGUAAAGGGUCUAAAUACUUAUGUAAAUGUGAUCUUUCCAGGUGUUUUUUUUUUUUAUAUAAAUUUGAAAAAAUGUCUAAACCUGUUUUUUUUGCUUUGUCAUUAUGGGGUAUUGUGUGUAGAUUGAUGAAGGAAAAAAACAAUUUAAUCAGUUUUAGAAUUAGGCUGAAACGUAACAAAAUGUGGAAAAAGUGAAGGGGUCUGAAUACUUUCCGAAUGCACUGUGUGUGUAUACAUAGCUAGCCUUGGCUUGCACUACUUUCUAAAAGAGCAAUCUGUUUACAUAACAUUGAGUGAUGAUUGGCAUUACCUGAUCUUGUGAUAAUCGUCUUGCCACUCGUAUUUAAUCAUUUAUUUGUGUCCAUUUCGAGAAAUUCGUCUUGCAUCUUCUCUCAAACUCAACAGUACAGCAUCAUCACAUAUAGGUUAUAAAUUACAGAAAUAUAGGAAGCAAAUCCUAUGGUCGUUGACCAACGGUGGUAUCAACCCCCAGUCGGACUCUGUGUGUUACCCGCCAGGUGGUCCUGAUAACCAGGUGCACUUUGAGGGUUACCAGGUGUCUAACCAGUGCAUGGCCCUGGUGAGAGACGAGUGCCUACUGCCCUGCCGAGACGCCCCCGAGCUGGGCUACGCUAAAGAGUCCAGCACGGAGCAGUACGUACCGGACGUCUUCUACAAGGUACAGGAACACACACACGUUCUUAGACUGUCUGAACUUCUCAAAACUCAAUCAACUCUGAAACACACUGCACUCAAAGGAAGUACCUUUCUCACCACUAACAGACCAUUUGUUAUUUUAGAGCACCAAACAUUUCAUUUUUGCUAAAAACUAAAGGAGCAACUGUUGACAUGCUUGAUUGAUGACAUGUAUUAUGCUUCAAUUAAGAGAAAGUUAAAUGAUUCAGUAGAUCAGUUAAAUGGAUGUGGCUAGAGUAUGAAUAAAUGGAGCUUGCCAAUAGUGUUGGGGGAAAAAUCGAUAUGCCGUUACAUUGCGAUUAUUAUUUUGGAGUAUUGAUUGUUUAUUUUUGCUAGGUAGCGUUAGCUAGCGCUAGUCGGCUGUACCUGUGCAAUAACUCCAGUAUUUUUCAUCCUAUAGCUUGUUCUCAUCUUAAUUUUAAAUAGUGAGCCAACAUGUUUUCUGCACUUUUAUUUCUAUUACUAACCAUGUUUUCAUCUACAGUUUUUAUGCAAUGAAAGUCCUACCGUAUAAAAAAUGAACCACGACAUCUGUGAUGGAAACAGGACGUUUCAGGACAAAUGUAUAAAUGCCGACAGAUAAUGUUUGUUCGACAUGAUGGGAUCUUUUUGUGGGUAAAAUGUAUUAUGCGCAAAUUGGCUGUGGAAACGCCUUAAUGCGCAAAUAUUGAUAUAAUAACCAUCAUAUCGAAGUAAACUUGGAGUCACACGAUGAUAUGGUGUGUGAUCCUCCCAUUACGAAAGCAUGCAGUUUAUUAGGCUACAGAUGAAAUAAGUUAUGAUGAACUUCACAGGGUGGUGAAAGUGCAGGGUGUUGAGCAUGAUGUUCCUUUCCAGUAAAUAUCGAGGGUCUUAUUCUGGUGACAUGAUGAUCGAUGCUUGGCUGCCUUUUGACGAAUGUAAAAUAAUCUCGCUUGUUUGUCCAUAAUAAUCUCAUCAUGUAGGCUAUACCUGCACUGUAUCUGCGGGCUGUUGGCUAGAGCGGAGUGGGCACAUUCGCUAUAUAGCGCAACAUGUUUAGUGAUAAAACCAUCAGUAGAGUUGAAAAAACAUAGGAAACCCAUUUAAAUUGUAUUUUUUAUUCAGUACAUGGGAAUUUCACCACAAAAGUUAUUUUAUGUUCACUACAUCAUACACACAGACUUUUGUCCCCAACAAUUACAUUUGAUGGAAAUACGUCUCUGGUGGGAAAAUUAGCCUAUUUUAGAACAUUCACUUGAAAAUCCGUCGGCAAUUGGAAGGAGACCUAGCUACUGAUCAGAAUGAAUUUUCUCAUGUUCUGUCUCUCUGCAGCAGACAUAUAGGGCAUAGACAUCCUUCAUGUUGACAUGACCCUUGCUUGUCCCGUAUCACAGCACUGCAGAGAAAGAAAGGGAGAGAGAUGGAGUGUCACAGUUUUUUGCUACAGUAUUACUAUUUCUCUCUCCAUUGAUUGUUGUUCUUCCCCUCAACAGGACAAAGAUAAAUUUGGCAACGACAUCACAUAUCUAGCCCGGCCUCUUCCCGUGGAGUACCUUAUCAUAGACGUGAGUAUGAUUGAACAUUACCUUUUCAUAUAGGAAAACAUCCAGAGUAUGUUUGAACUAGGGAUGUGACAAAUGGGAAAGCAAGUCUUAAAGUUUAAACAGCCAUUUAUUUUAACUAGUUUUCUGUUAAAAUGAUAAAAAUUCAUAAUUCCAUGUGAAUUCACAAUGCUGCUGCCAGCAAUGGUUUGGGUCUCAUGUUACGUCCCUUUCACAUGGUUAACUAUUGCACCUGUACUACUUUACUUCAAUUUCCUUCUCAUUUAACUUCUCAAAGUAUUACAGGACUUCAUUGCUGUCGCUUGCCUUUCUCUUCUCUAUUUUUCAAACUGUUAACGACGAUGACGUAGUGGUGGAGAGUCGACUCCAAAAUAAUUGAUUCCUCGACUUCUUGCACGUCGACUACCAUUUCUGAGUGUCAAGAUUCUACUCCUAAGAUUCAGUAUUUUUGGAACGGCGGAGACUGAUUAGUUGCCGUACUUUCGAGAACGCUCGCAUCUUUCAUAGCAAGCUAGCGAGGGACGGAGAGUGCGUGGACGGCCACCAGUCAGAACCAUGCUGUAUCUCUCAAUGGAAGGCUGUAUGUCACAAUAUUCUUGGCUUGCAAUGUCUCGCAACUUCAGUAGAGCAUGGCCUAUCAUCAAUGAAUAGGCUAGGAUAUUGAGAUGAGCGAGAUGCAAGACUUCGCUCUCACACAGUCAAAUCAAAUCAAAUCAAAUUUUAUUGGUCACAUGCGCCGAAUACAACAGGUGCAGACAUUACAGUGAAAUGCUUACUUACAGCCCUUAACCAACAGUGCAUUUAUUUUAAACAAAAAAAGUAAGAAUAAAACAACAACAAAAAAAGUGUUGAGAAAAAAAGAGCAGAAGUAAAAUAAAGUGACAGUAGGGAGGCUAUAUAUACAGUAAAAUAAAGUGACAGUAGGGAGGCUAUAUAUACAGGGGGGUACCGUUGCAGAGUCAAUGUGCGGGGGCACCGGCUAGUUGAGGUAGUUGAGGUAAUAUGUACAUGUGGGUAGAGUUAAAGUGACUAUGCAUAAAUACUUAACAGAGUAGCAGCAGCGUAAAAAGGAUGGGGUGGGGGGGCAGUGCAAAUAGUCCGGGUAGCCAUGAUUAGCUGUUCAGGAGUCUUAUGGCUUGGGGGUAGAAGCUGUUGAGAAGUCUUUUGGACCUAGACUUGGCACUCCGGUACCGCUUGCCGUGCGGUAGCAGAGAGAACAGUCUAUGACUAGGGUGGCUGGAGUCUUUGACAAUUUUGAGGGCCUUCCUCUGACACCGCCUGGUAUAGAGGUCCUGAAUGGCAGGGAGCUUUGCCCCAGUGAUGUACUGGGCCGUACGUACUACCCUCUGUAGUGCCUUGCGGUCAGAGGCCAAGCAGUUGCCACACCAGGCGGUGAUGCAACCAGUCAGGAUGCUCUCGAUGGUGCAGCUGUAGAAUUUUUUGAGGAUCUGAGGACCCAUGCCAAAUCUUUUUAGUCUCCUGAGGGGGAAUAGGCUUUGUCGUGCCCUCUUCACGACUGUCUUGGUGUGUUUGGACCAUGAUAGUUCGUUGGUGAUGUGGACACCAAGGAACUUGAAGCUCUCAACCUGUUCCACUACAGCCCCGUCGAUGAGAAUGGGGGCGUGCUCAGUCCUCUUUUUUUUCCUGUAGUCCACAAUCAUCUCCUUUGUCUUGGUCACGUUGAGGGAGAGGUUGUUGUCCUGGCACCACACGGCCAGAUCUCUGACCUCCUCCCUAUAGGCUGUCUCAUCGUUGUCGGUGAUCAGGCCUACCACUGUUGUGUCGUCGGCAAACUUAAUGAUGGUGUUGGAGUCGUGCCUGGCCAUGCAGUCAUGGGUGAACAGAGAGUACAGGAGGGGACUGAGCACGCACCCCUGAGGGGCCCCCGUGUUGAGGAUCAGUGUGGCAGAUGUGUUGUUACCUACCCUUACCACCUGGGGGCGGCCCGUCAGGAAGUCCAGGAUCCAGUUGCAGAGGGAGGUGUUUAGUCCCAGGAUCCUUAGCUUAGUGAUGAGCUUAGAGGGCACUAUGGUGUUGAAUGCUGAGCUGUAGUCAAUGAAUAGCAUUCUCACGUAGGUGUUCCUCUUGUCCAGGUGGGAAAGGGCAGUGUGGAGUGCGAUAGAGAUUGCAUCAUCUGUGGAUCUGUUGGGGCGGUAUGCAAAUUGGAGUGGGUCUAGGGUUUCUGGGAUUAUGCUGUUGAUGUGAGCCAUGACCAGUCUUUCAAAGCACUUCAUGGCUACAGACGUCAGUGCUACGGGUCGGUAGUCAUUUAGGCAGGUUAUCUUAGAGUUCUUGGGCACGGGGACUAUGGUGGUCUGCUUGAAACAUGUUGGUAUUACAGACUCAGUCAGGGACAUGUUGAAAAUGUCAGUGAAGACACUUGCCAGUUGGUCAGCACAUGCUCGGAGUACACGUCCUGGUAAUCCGUCUGGCCCUGCGGCCUUGUGAAUGUUGACCUGCUUAAAAGUCUUACUCACAUCGGCUACGGAGAGCGUGAUCACAUAGUCGUCCGGAACAGCUGGUGCUCUCAUGCAUGCUUCAGUGUUGCUUGCCUCGAAGCGAGCAUAGAAGUGGUUUAGCUCGUCUGGUAGGCUUGUGUCACUGGGCAGCUCGCGGCUGUGCUUCCCUUUGUAGUCUGUAAUAGUUUUCAAGCCCUGCCACAUCCGACGAGCGUCAGAGCCAGUGUAGUAUGAUUCAAUCUUAGACCUGUAUUGACUCUUUGCCUGUUUGAUGGUUCGUCGGAGGUCAUAGCGGGAUUUCUUAUAAGCGUCCGGGUUAGAGUCCCGUUCCUUGAAAGCGGCAGCUCUACCCUUUAGCUCAGUGCGGAUGUUUCCUGUAAUCCAUGGCUUCUGGUUGGGGUAUGUACGUACGGUCACUGUGGGGACGACAUCAUCGAUGCACUUAUUGAUGAAGCCAGUGACUGAUGUGGUGUACUCCUCAAUGCUGUCUGAAGAAUCCCGGAACAUGUUCCAGUCUGUGCUAGCAAAACAGUCCUGUAGCUUAGCAUCUGCAUCAUCUGACCACUUUUUUAUUAACCGAAUCACUGGUGCUUCCUGCUUCAGUUUUUGCUUAUAAGCAGGAAUCAGGAGGAUAGAGUUAUGGUCAGAUUUGCCAAAUGGAGGGCGAGGGAGAGCUUUGUAUGCGUCUCUGUGUGUGGAGUAAAGGUGGUCUAGAGUUUUUUUUCCCCUCUGGUUGCACAUUUAACAUGCUGGUAGAAAUUAGGUAGAACGGAUUUAAGUUUCCCUGCAUUAAAGUCCCCGGCUACUAGGAGCGCUGCAUCUGGAUGAGCGUUUUCCUGUUGAUUAAUGGCCUUGUACAACUCAUUCAGUGCAAUCUUAAUGCCAGCAUUGGUUUGUGGUGGUAAAUAGACAGCUAUGAAAAAUAUAGAUGAAAACUCUCUUGGUAAAUAGUGUGGUCUACAGCUUAUCAUAACAUACUCUACCUCAGGCGAGCAAAACCUCGAGACUUCCUUAGUAUUUGAUUUUGUGCACCAGCUGUUGUUUACAAAUAUACACAGACCGCCUCCCCUUGUCUUACCAGAGUCAGACGUUCUGUCCUGCCGAUGUAGCGUAUAGCCUGCUAGCUGAAUGUUAUCAUUGUUGUCGUUCAGCCACGACUCCGUGAAACAUAAGAUAUUACAGUUUUUAAUGUCCCGUUGGUAGGAUAACCGUAAUCUUAAAUCGUCAAUUUUAUUCUCAAAAGAUUGAACGUUGGCUAAUAGGAUUGAUGGGAGAGGCAGUUUACUCGCUCGCCGUCGGAUCCUUACAAGGCACCCGGAUCUGCGUCCGCGAUAUCUCCGUCUCUUCCUCACGCGAAUGACGGGGAUCUGGGCCUUGUCGGGUGUCUGAAGGAGCUUCAAGCUGUUCACAGCGUGGUAGCCAGGGCACCAAAGCAGCAGGGAAGUUGAGACUUGCGCUUCAACGCUCUUAGUCGUUGCUAGAAAAUGACCCACUGUUUACUUUCUGCGUGUACAUUCUUCUUAAUGUUAAGGAUCCCAAUUUCGUUUAAACGUCCACACCCCUAGAUUGAACAUAGUAUUUGCCUUCAGAAAGUAUUCACACCUUCACUUCUUCCACAUUUUGUUGUUACAGCCUGAAUUAAAAAUUGAGAUUUAGUCACUGGCCUACACACAAUACCCCAUAAUGUCAAAGUGGAAUUAUGUUUUUAGAAAUCUUUACAAAUUAAUAAAAAAUGAAAAGCUGAAAUGUCUUCAUUCAAUAAGUAUUCAACCCCUUUGUUAUGGCGAGCCUGAAUAAGUUCAGGAGUACAAAUUUGCCUAACAAGUCACAUAAGUUGCAUGGACUUACUCUGUUUGCAAUAAAAGGGUUUAACAUGAUUUUUGAAUGAUUACCUCAUCUCUGUACCCCACACAAUUAUCUGUAAGGUCCCUCAGACAAGCAGUGAAUUUCAAACACAGAUUAAACCACAAAUCAAAUUGAUUUAUAAAGCCCUUUUUACAUCAGCAGAUGUCACAAAGUGCUUAUACAGAAACCUAGUCUGAAACCCCAAACCGCAAGCAAUGCAGAUGUAGAAGCACGGUGGCUAGAAAAAACUCCUUAUAAAGGCAGGAACCUAGGAAGAAACCUAGAGAGGAACCAGGCUCUGAGGGGUGGCCAGUCCUCUUCUGGCUGUGCCGGGUGGAGAUUGAGUACAGUGGGGAAAAAAAGUAUUUAGUCAGCCACCAAUUGUGCAAGUUCUCCCACUUAAAAAGAUGAGAGAGGCCUGUAAUUUUCAUCAUAUGUACACGUCAACUAUGACAGACAAAAUGAGAAAAAAAAUCCAGAAAAUCACACUGUAGGAUUUUUAAUGAAUUUAUUUCCAAAUUAUGGUGGAAAAUAAGUAUUUGGUCAAUAACAAAAGUUUCUCAAUACUUUGUUAUAUACCCUUUGUUGGCAAUGACACAGGUCAAACGUUUUCUGUAAGUCUUUACAAGGUUUUCACACACUGUUGCUGGUAUUUUGGCCCAUUCCUCCAUGGAGAUCUACUCUAGAGCAGUGAUGUUUUGGGGCUGUCGCUGGGCAACACGGACUUUCAACUCCCUCCAAAGAUUUUCUAUGGGGUUGAGAUCUGGAGACUGGCUAGGCCACUCCAGGACCUUGAAAUGCUUCUUACGAAGCCACUCCUUCGUUGCCCGGGCGGUGUGUUUGGGAUCAUUGUCAUGCUGAAACACCCAGCCACGUUUCAUCUUCAAUGCCCUUGCUGAUGGAAGGAGGUUUUCACUCAAAAUCUCACGAUACAUGGCCCCAUUCAUUCUUUCCUUUACACGGAUCAGUCGUCCUGGUCCCUUUGCAGAAAAACAGCCCCAAAGCAUGAUAUUUCCACCCCCAUGCUUCACAGUAGGUAUGGUGUUCUUUGGAUGCAACUCAGCAUUCUUUGUCCUCCAAACACGACGAGUUGAGUUUUACCAAAAAGUUAUAUUUUGGUUUCAUCUGACCAUAUGACAUUCUCCCAAUCCUCUUCUGGAUCAUCCAAAUGCACUCUAGCAAACUUCAGACGGGCCUGGACAUGUACUGGCUUAAGCAGGGGGACAUGUCUGGCACUGCAGGAUUUGAGUCCCUGGCGGCGUAGUGUGUUACUGAUGGUAGGCUUUGUUACUUUGGUCCCAGCUCUCUGCAGGUCAUUCACUAGGUCCCCCCGUGUGAUUCUGGGAUUUUUGUUCACCGUUCUUGUGAUCAUUUUGACCCCACGGGGUGAGAUCUUGCGUAGAGCCCCAUAUCGAGGGAGAUUAUCAGUGGUCUUAUAUGUCUUCCAUUUCCUAAUAAUUGCUCCCACAGUUGAUUUCUUCCAACCAAGCUGCUUACCUAUUGCAGAUUCAGUCUUCCCAGCCUGGUGCAGGUCUACAAUUUUGUUUCUGGUGUCCUUUGACAGCUCUUUGGUCUUGGCCAUAGUGGAGUUUGGAGUGUGACUGUUUGAGGUUGUGGACAGGUGUCUUUUAUACUGAUAACAAGUUCAAACAGGUGCCAUUAAUACAGGUAACGAGUGGAGGACAGAGGAGCCUCUUAAAGAAGAAGUUACAGGUCUGUGAGAGCCAAAAAUCUUGCUUGUUUGUAGGUGACCAAAUACCUAUUUUCCACCAUAAUUUGCAAAUAAAUUCAUUAAAAAUCCUACAAUGUGAUUUUCUGGAUUUGUUUUCUCUCAAUUUGUCUGUCAUAGUUGACGUGUACCUAUGAUGAAAAUUACAGGCCUCUCUCAUCUUUUUAAGUCGGAGAACUUGCACAAUUGGUGGCUGACUAAAUACUUUUUUUCCCCACUGUACAUGGCCGUUAAGGCCAGAUCGUUCUUCAAGAUGUUCAAACGUUCAUAAAUGACCUGCAGGGUCAAAUAAUAAUCACAGUGGUUGUAGAGGGUGCAACAGGUCAGCGCCUCAGGAGUUGUCAGUUGGCUUUUCAUAACCGACCAUUCAGAGGUCGAGACAGCAGGUGCUGGAGGCUGAGACGGGGGGUCGGGGGACCCUGUGGCCAUGUCCGACGAUACCCCCGGACAGGGCCAACCAGACAGGAUAUAACCCCACCCACUUUACCAAAGCACAGCCCCAACACCACUAGAGGGAUAUCAACAGACCAUCAACUUACUACCCUGAGCUAAGGCUAGCCCACGAAGAUCUCCUCCACCGCACAAGCCCGAGCAAAACCGGACAGGAAGAUCACGUCAGUGACUCAACCCACUCAAGUAGAGUAUAGCAAAGAAAGCCUGGCACGACUUGAAGCAUCCCUUAUAGGGACGGCAUGGAUGAGCACUAGGAAACCAGUGACUCAGCCCUCGUAAUAGGGUCAGAGGCAGAGAAUCCCAGUGGAGAGAUGGGAGCCGGCCAGGCAGAGACAGCAAGGGCAGUUCGUCACUCCAGUGACUUGCCGUUCACCUUCGCACCCCUGGGCCAAACUACACUCAAUCAUAGGACUACUGAAGAGAUUAGUCUUCAGUAAUGACUUAAAGGUCAAGACCAAGUCUGCAUCUCUCACAUGGAUAGGCAGACCAUUCUAUAAAAAUGCAGCUCUAUAAGAGAACGCACUGCCUCCAGCUGUUUGCUUUGGAAUUGUAGGGACAAUAAGGAGGCCUGCGUCUUGUGACCGUAGCGUACGUGUAGGUAUGUACUGCAGGACCAAAUCAGAGAGAUAGGUAGGAACAAGUCCAUGUAAUGCUUUGUAGGUUAGCAGUAAAACCUUGAAAUCAGCCCUAGCCUUAACAGGAAGCCAGUGGAGUAAUAUGAUAAUUUUUUGGGAUCUAGUCAAGAUUCUAGCAGACGUAUUUAGCUCUAACUUAAGUUUAUUUAGUGCUUUAUCCGGGUAGCCGGAGAGUAGAUCAUUGCAGUAGUCUAAUCUAGAAUUGACAAAAGCAUGGAUUAGCUUUUCUGCAUCAUUUUUGGACAAAACGUGUGUUACAUAGAUGGAAAAAAGCUGCCCUUUAAAUAUUAUUGAUAGUGCUUUAUCCGGGUAGCCGGAGAGUAGAUAAUUGCAGUAGUCUAAUCUAGAAUUGACAAAAUAUAGUGAAAACAAUUGUGGUCCUAAAACGGAACCUUGAGGAACACCGAAACGUACAAUUGAUUUGUCAGAGGACAAACCAUCCACAGACACAAACUGAUAAGAUCUAAACCAGGCAAGAACUUGUCCGUGUAGACCAAUUAGGGUUUCCAAUCUCUCAAAAAGAAGGUGGUGAUCGAUGGUGUCAAAUGCGACAAUAAGGUCUAGGGGCACGAGGACAGAUGCAGAGCCUUGGUCUGACGCCAUUAAAAGGUAAUUUACCACCUUCACGAGUGCAGUGUCAGUACUAUGAUGGGGUCUAAAACCAGACUGGAGUGUUUCAUAUACAUUAUUUGUAUUUAGGAAGGCAGUGAGUUGAUGUGCAAACAGGUUGUAUUAACAUUUUUGAGAGGAAUGGGAGAUUCGAUAUAGACCGUAUUAUUAUUAUUAUUUUUAUAUAUAUACAUUAUUUUUUUUAUAACGUUUUUUAUUUAUUUCCUGGGUCACCGUUUUUUUGGGUUUUUCAGGAGAGGCUUUAUUACUGCCACUUUUAGUGAGUUUGGUACACAUCCAGUGGAUAGGGAGCCAUUUAUUAUGUUCAACAUAGGAGGGCCAAGCACAGGAAGUAGCUCUUUCAGUAGUUUAGUUGGAAUAGGGUCCAGUAGGCAGCUGGAAGGUUUAGAGGCCAUGACUAUUUUCGUGAAUGUGUUGAGAUAGUGUUAAAAACUUGGAGUGUCUCCGUUGAUCUUAGGUCCUGGCAUUUCUGUGCAGACUCAGGACAACUGAGUUUUGGAGAAAUACGUGAAUUCAAAGAGGAGUCCGUAAUUUGCUUUCUAAUGAUCAUGAUCUUUUUGUAGAAAUUCAUGAAUUCAUCACUGCUGAAGUGAAGGACAUCCUCUCUUGGGAAUGCUGCUUUUUAGUUAGCUUUGCGACAGUAUCAAACAUAUAUUUUGGAUAGUAGGCUGAUCGAGCAGCAGUGAGGACUCUUCGAUAUUGCACGGUACUGUGUUUCCAAGCUAGUCGGAAGACUUCCAGUUUGAUGGAGCACCAUUUCUGUUCCAAUUUUCUCUAAGCUUGCUUCAGGGCUCGGGUGUUCUCUAUAUUGCAGGGAGCUAAUUUCUUGUGACAUGUUAUUUGUUUUUCGAGGUGCGAAUGCAUCUAGGGUAUUACACAAGGUUAAAUACCUCUUUAAGGAAUACCUGGGAUAGGAUAAAGUAAUCCUUCUACCCCCCCCUAAAAAAAAAUAAAAAAAAUUUGUAAAGUGGUUAUCCCACUGGCUAUAGGGUGAAUGCACCAAUUUGUAAGUCGCUCUGGAUAAGAGCGUCUGCUAAAUGACGUAAAUGUAAAAUGUAAAUGUAGAUCCUCUGUUAGGUGGUUAACUGAUUUUUGUUCUCCGUCUUCCUUGGGUCGGUGGAAGGCGUCUGGAAGGGCAUCUAUCAAUCUUUGGGUUGUCCGAGAAUUAAUAGCGCAGCUUUUGGUAAUCGUUGGUUGGGGUCUGAGCAGAUUAUUUGUUGUGAUUGCAAAUGUAAUAAGAUGGUGGUCCGAUAGUCCAGGAUUAUGAGGGAAAACAUUUAGAUCCACAAUAUUUAUUCCAAGGGACAAAACUAGAUCCAGGGUAUGACUAUGGGAAUGCGUAGGUCCGGAGACAUGUUGGACAAAACCCACUGAGUCGAUGAUGGCUCUGAAAGCCUUUUGGAGUGGGUCUGUGGACUUUUCCAUGGGAAUAUUGAAGUCACCCAAAAUUUGAAUAUUAUCUGCCAUGACUACAAGGUCCGAUAGGAAUUCAGGGAACUCAGUGAGGAACGCUGUAUACGGCCCAGGAGGCCUGUAAACAGUAGCUAUAAAAGGUGAUUGAGUAGGCUGCAUAGAUUUCAUGACUAGAAGCCCAAAAGACAAACGUAGGCAUUUAUAUAUAUAUAUAUAUUUGUUUUUUACAUUUGCUGUCCUAAAUGUUAGCAACACCUCCGCUUUUGCGGGAUGCACAGGGGAUAUGGUCACUAGUGUAAUCUGGAGGAGAGGCCUCAUUUAACAAAGUCAAUUUAUCAGGCUUGAGCCAUGUUUCAGUCAGGCCAAUCACAUCAAGGUUAUGAUCAUUGAUUAGGUCAUUGACUAUGACUGCCUUGGAAGUGAGGGAUCUAACAUUAAGUAGUCAUAUUUUGAGAUGUGAGAUAUUAUCACAAUCUCUUUCAAUAAUGACAGGAAUGGCGGAGGUCUUUAUUCCAGUGAGAUUGCUAUAGCGAACACCACCAUGUUUAGUUUUGCCCGACCUAGAUCAAGGCACAGACACGGUCUCAAUGGGGAUAGCUGAGCUGACUACACUGACUGUGCUAACAGCCUGCUGCCUGGCCUGCACCCUAUCUCCUUGUGGAGUUAGAGCCCUGUCUAUGUUGAUCGAUAAGAUGAGCGCACCCCUCCAGCUUGGAUGGAGUCCGUCACUCCUCCGCAGGCCUGGCUUGGUCCUGUUUGUGGGGGAGUCCCAGAAAGAGGGCCAGUUAUCUACAAAUUCUCUGUUGGGAGGGGCAGAAAACUGUUUUCAACCAGCGAUUGAGUUGUGCGAGUCUGCUGUAGAGCUCAUCACUCCCCCUAACUGGGAGGGGCCCAGAGACAAUUACUCAAUGCCAACAGAUCUUUCUAGCUGUUACAUGCUGAAGUUAUGUUGCGCUUGGGGACCUCUGACUGUUUCAUCCUAACAUCAUUGGUGCCGACGUGGAUAACAAUAUCCCUAUACCAUCUACAUUCGCCAGUUUUAGCCUCAGCCAGCACCAUCUUCAGAUUAGCCUUUACGUCGGUAGCCCUGCCCCCUGGUAAACAGUGUAUGAUCGCUGGAUGAUUCUUUUUAAAGUCUAAUAUUGCGGGUAAUGGAGUUGCCAAUGACUAGGGUUUUCAAUUUGUCAGAACCAAUGGUGGGAUGCUUCGGCAGCUCAGACCCCGUAAUGUGUGGAGGAGAGACCUGAGAAGGCUCUGGCUCGGACUCCGACCCGUAGCUUAGUGGGGAAACCUGGUUGAAAGUUUCUAUCGGCUGAAUGAGUGACACCGGUUGAGCAUGCUGAAAGCAUUUCUUUCCAGAAGCCCUGAGAAAAUUGUCCGGCUGUGCAGGGGCAUUAACACUAUUACCUGUAUUUACUGAUGGCACAGAUGCUGUAUCAUCCUUUCCUACACUUUAAUUGCCCUCACCUAACGAUUGCAUUUAAUGCCGAGCUUGCAACUCGGCUAUCCUCACCAAAAGGCGAUAGUUCUUCUGUAUAUUAAUAGGGCACCUAUUGGUAGAUGGGUAAAAAUAAAUAAAAAAAUAGACAUUGAAUAUCCCUUUGAUCAUGGGGAAGUUAUUAAUUACACUUUGGAUGGUCACUACAGUGAUACAGGCGUCUUUCCUAACUGUUGAAGGAGAGAAUAAGAGAACCUCCUCCCAGCUGCCCACUGCACUGAGGCUAGGAAACACUAUCACCACCGAUAAAUCUACAAUAAUUGAGAAUUUCAACAAGCAUUUUGCUACGGCUGGCCAUGCUUUCCACCUGGCUACCACUACCCCGGCCACCAGCUCUGCACCCUCCGCUGCAACUUGUAACGUCUGAGAUCCCCAGAGAUUGGAAAGCUGCCGCGGUCAUCCCCCUCUUCAAAGGGGGUGACACUCUAGAUCCAAACUGUUACAGACCUAUAUCCAUCCUCACCUGCCUUUCAAACGUUUUUGAAAGCCAAGUUAACAAACCGAUCACCGACCAUUUAGAAUCCCACCGUACCUUCUCCGCUAUGCAAUCCGGUUUCCGAGCUGGUCAUGGGUGCACCUCAGCCACGCUCAAGGUCCUAAACGAUAUUAUAACCGCAAUCGAUAAUAGACAGUACUGUGCAGCCGUCUUCAUCAACCUGGCCAAGGCUUUCGACUCUGUCAACCACCGCAUUCUUAUUGGCAGACUAAAUAGCCUUGGUUUCUCAAAUGACUGCCUCGCCUUGUUCACCAACUACUUCUCAGAUAGAGUUCAAUGUGUCAAAUCGGAGGGCCUGUUCUCUGGACCUAUGGCAGUCUCUAUGGGGGUGCCACAGGGUUCAAUUCUUGGGCUGACUCUUUUCUCUGUGUACAGUGAGGGGGAAAAAGUAUUUGAUCCCCUGCUGAUUUUGUAUGUUUGCCCACUGACAAAGAAAUGAUCAGUCUAUAAUUUUAAUGGUAGGUUUAUUUGAACAGUGAGAGACAGAAUAACAACAACAAAAUCCAGAAAAACGCAUGUCAAAAAUGUUAUAAAUUGAUUUGCAUUUUAAUGAGGGAAAUAAGUAUUUGACCCCCUCUCAAUCAGAAAGAUUUCUGGCUCCCAGGUGUCUUUUAUACAGGUAACGAGCUGAGAUUAGAAGCACACUCUUAAAGGGAGUGCUCCUAAUCUCAGUUUGUUACCUGUAUAAAAGACACCUGUCCACAGAAGCAAUCAAUCAAUCAGAUUCCAAACUCUCCACCAUGGCCAAGACCAAAGAGCUCUCCAAGGAUGUCAGGGACAAGAUUGUAGACCUACACAAGGCUAAUGGGCUACAAGACCAUCGCCAAGCAGCUUGGUGAGAAGGUGACAACAGUUGGUGCGAUUAUUCGCAAAUGGAAGAAACACAAAAUAACUGUCAAUCUCUCUCGGCCUGGGGCUCCAUGCAAGAUCUCACCUCGUGGAAUUACAAUGAUCAUGAGAACGGUGAGGAAUCAGUCCAGAACUACACAGGAGGAUCUUGUCAAUGAUCUCAAGGCAGCUGGGACCAUAGUCACCAAGAAAACAAUUGGUAACACACUACGCCGUGAAGGACUGAAAUCCUGCAGCGCCCGCAAGGUCCCCCUGCUCAAGAAAGCACAUAUACAUGUCUGAAGUUUGCCAAUGAACAUCUGAAUGAUUCAGAGGAGAACUGGGUGAAAGUGUUGUGGUCAGAUGAGACCAAAAUGGAGCUCUUUGGCAUCAAGUCAACUCGCCGUGUUUGGAGGAGGAAGAAUGCUGCCUAUGACCCCAAGAACACCAUCCCCACCGUCAAACAUGGAGGUGGAAACAUUAUGCUCUGGGGGUGUUUUUCUGCUAAGGGGACAGGACAACUUCACCGCAUCAAAGGGACGAUGGUCGGGGCCAUGUACCUUCAAAUCUUGGGUGAGAACCUCCUUCCCUCAGCCAGGGCAUUGAAAAUGGGUCAUGGAUGGGUAUUCCAGCAUGACAAGACCCAAAACACACAGCCAAGGCAACAAAGGAGUGGCUCAAGAAGAAGCACAUUAAGGUCCUGGAGUGGCCUAGCCAGUCUCCAGACCUUAAUCCCAUAGAAAAUCUGUGGAGGGAGCUGGAGGUUCGAGUUGCCAAACGUCAGCCUUGAAACCUUAAUGACUUGGAGAAGAUCUGCAAAGAGGAGUGGGACAAAAUCCCUCCUGAGAUGUGUGCAAACCUGGUGGCCAACUACAAAAAACAUCUGACCUCUGAUUGCCAACAAGGGUUUUGCCACCAAGUACUAAGUCAUGUUUUGCAGAGGGGUCAAAUACUUAUUUCCCUCAUUAAAAUGCAAAUCAAUUUAUAACAUUUUUGACAUGCGUUUUUCUGGAUUUUUUUGUUGUUAUUCUGUCUCUCACUGUUCAAAUAAACCUACCAUUAAAAUUAUAGACUGAUCAUUUCUUUGUCAGUGGGCAAACAUACAAAAUCAGCAGGGGAUCAAAUACUUCUUUCCCUCACUGUAUAUCAAUGAUGUCGCUCUUGCUGCUGGUGACUCUCAGAUCCACCUCUACGCAGACGACACCAUUUUGUAUACAUCUGGCCCUUCAUUGGACACUGUGUUAACAAACCUCCAAACGAGCUUCAAUGCCAUACAACACUCCUUCCGUAGCCUCCAACUGCUCUUAAACACUAGUAAAACUAAAUGCAUGCUCUUCAAUCGAACGCUGCUGGCACCCGCCCACCCGACUAGAAUCACUACUUUCGGCGGGUCUGACCUAGAGUAUGUGGACAACUACAAAUACCUAGGUGUCUGGUUAGACUGUAAACUCUCCUUCCAGACUCACAUUAAGCAUCUCCAAUCCAAAGUUAAAUCUAGAAUCGGCUUCCUAUUUCGCAACAAAGCCUCCUUCACUCAUGCUGCCAAACAUGCCCUCGUUAAACUGACUAUUCUACCGAUCCUUGACUUCGGCAAUGUCAUUUACAAAAUAGCCUCCAACACUCUUCUCAGCAAAUUGGAUGUAGUCUAUCACAGUGCCAUCCGUUUUGUCACCAAAGCCCCAUAUACUACCCACCACUGUGACCUGUACGCUCUUUUUGGCUGGUCCUCACUACAUAUUUGUCGCCAAACCCACUGGCUCCAGGUCAUCUAUAAAUCACUGCUAGGCAAAUCCCCGCCUUAUCUUAGCUCAUUGGUCACCAUAGCAACACCCACCCGUAGUAUGCGCUCCAGCAGGUAUAUCUCACUGGUCAUCCCCAAAGCCAACACCUCCUUUGGCCGCCAUUCCUUCCAGUUCUCUGCUGCCAAUGACUGGAACGAACUGCAAAAAUCUCUGAAGCUGGAGACUCUUAUCUCCCUCACUAACUUUAAGCAUCAGUUGUCAGAGCACCUUACCGAUCACUGCACCUGUACACAGCCCAUCUGAAAUUAGCCCACCCAACUACCUCAUCCCCAUAUUGUUAUUUAUUUUGCUAAUUUGCACCCCAGUAUCUCUAUUUGCACAUCAUCUCUUGCACGUCUAUCAUUCCAGUGUUAAUACUAAAUUGUAAUUAUUUUGCACUAUGGCCUAUUUAUUGCCUUACCUUCAUAACUUGCUACAUUUGCACACACUGUAUAUAUAUUUUCUGUUGUAUUUUUGACUUUAUGUUUUGUUUACCCCAUAUGUAACUCUGUGUUGUUGUUUUUUAUCGCACUGCUUUGCUUUAUCUUGGCCAGGUCGCAGUUGUAAAUGAGAACUUGUUCUCAACUGGUUUACCUGGUUAAAUAAAGGUGAAAUAAAAUAAAAAUAAAAAGAGGAAGGAUUAAUGGCUGUGAUAGGAGAAAUUGAGGAUGGUCUCAAUUGGUAGAGCAUGGCGCUUGUAACGCCAGGGUAGUGGGUUCGAUCCCCGGGACCACCCAUACGUAAAAAUGUAUGCACACAUGACUGUAAGUCACUUUGUAUAAAAGCGUCUGCUAAAUGGCUUAUUAUUAUUAUUAUUAUUAUUUAUCAACAACAUUGUCGUUACUCCACAAUGCUAACCUAAUUGACAGUGAAAAGAAGGAAGCCUGUAAAGAAUACAAAUAUUCUAAAACAAGCAUCCUGUUUGGAACAAGGUACACUGCAAAAAAUGUGGCAAAGCAAUAAACAUUUUGUCCUGAAUACAAAGUGUUACGUUUGGGGCAAAUGCAACACAUCACUGAAUACCACUCUCCAUAUUUUCAAGCAUAGUGGUGGCUGCAUCAUGUUAUGGGUAUGCUUGUAAUUGUUAAGGGCUGGGGAGUUUUUCAGAAUAAAAAAGAAAGGUAAUGGAGCAAAGCACAGGCAAAAUCCUAGAGGAGACCUGGUUCAGGCUGCUUUCCACCAGACACUGGGAGAUAAAUUCACCUUUCAGCAGGGCGAUAACCUAAAACACAAGGCCAAAUCUACAUUGGAGUUGCUUAACAAAAAGACAGUAAAUGUUCCUGAGUUGCCGCAUUACAGUUUUGACUUAAACUUACUUAUAUCUAUGGCAAGACCUGAAAAAGGUUGUCUAGCAAUGAUCAACAACCAAUUAGACAGCUUGAAGAAUUUUGAAAAUAAUAUUGGUCAAGUGUUGCACAAUCCAGGUGUGGAGAGCUCUUAGACUUACCCAGAAAGACUCACUGCUGUAAUCGCUGCCAAAGGUGGUUCUAACGUGUAUUAACUCAGGAGUGUGAAUACUACUGUAAAUUAGAUAUUUCUGUAUUUAAUUUUCAAUAAAUGUGGAAACAGUUCUAAAAACAUGUUUUCACUUUGUGAUUAUGGGGUAUUGUGUGUAGAUGGUGAGAUUAUUUUACAAUUAUUACUCAGGCUGUAACACAACAAAAUGUUAAAUAAGUCAAGGGGUAUUAAUACUUUCUGAAGGCACUGUAGGUAAUUAAUCAAUGACAUGUUGAGAUGAGUAGCUGUAGCACAGGUUUUAGAGCCAGUCAACUGAAAAAAGCCUCUGUCAAUCAAUAUUAUUCCAUUUACAUUCUCCAAGCCUUCCAACUAGCAAGUGUAUAUACAUGUUGUUUUCAGAACAUGUUGGUUGCUGUGUGUGUUUACGAACAACUAAAUGGUCAAACCGAAACUUUCCCAAUGAUGUCAGGAUGAUGUCUUCCUCUUUCCACAAUAACGUCGUAAAAUGUUGGCAUCUCCACGCCAUACAUCUACCACCUCAUCCUGGGGUGCUGCUAGCCAAUGAUGAGCCAGAGAAAAUAAAGAGAACUAGACAGACUUGCCAAAUAUUUAUUACCAUCUGAGAGCACUUUAUUACUUCUCUUGUAUUCCUCUCUGUUUUCAUACUGACAUCUGUUUUCUUGGCUCUACAUCUCACUGAUGCAGAGGGAAGGAACGUGCUCUCAAAUAUCUAACUAGUUUCCUCUUCUUCUCUCUCUUUCCUUCCAUCUCCAUCCAGAUAACCACCACAUUCCCCAAGGACCCCCAGUACACAUUCUGCUCCACACAACGCUUCCCCAUUGAGAACAGAGACAUCCUGGGAGAGACACAGGUACACAUUAUCACACACCAUUCAGCUCCACACAACGCUUCCCCAUUGAGAACAGAGACAUCCUGGGAGAGACUUGCUCAGUAACACACCCACAAUAACAACUAAAAGGGUUCUAUUUUGUUUGCUUCAGUGGCCAAAUGGUGACCUACAUACUUCUCUCUGUCUCAGAGCUUUCAGAAGGCUCUGUCAUUUCUUUCCUGACAUAUAACCCUCUUUGGCAACAGCCAUCAUUUCUGCUAUGUUUCAACCUGACCUGAUCACAUAUGGGUGUCUGCCAGUGAAAAUGAAUGCUCAUGUUUAGAGUCCCUGGGCUAUGGGGGGGUUAUAGGAGUUAUUAAUCUUGAUCAUAUUCCAUGUUUUCCCCUUUCCUUAUGUGUGUCCGUGUGUAACAGGAUUUCCACAGUUUAGCUACGUACCUGUCCCAGUGCACCUCCGCUGUAUUCCUGGACAUUGUGUCAGACUUUCACCUACUCAUCUUUCUGGUCACCAACGAGGUCAUGCCUCUCAGAGUAAGUACUGUAAUGCUACACUCUCUUUCACACACAAACACUCUCAUACAGAUUUGCUCACACACACACAAACAAAACACGUUCAAGCAAAAUGUUUUGGUUUGUUGUCACGCUACAAAAGGUUCUGAUUAUCACCACGUUUGUCCAAUGUGGAAGUGGUUAUGGUUUUUCCUGAGAAUAUCUUUGUUGAUUGCGGUUAGAUACAUUACACGCUUUACAUAAUCACGCUUCACCAUCUGGCAGUCCGAAAAACAAAUCUGGGUUUGGCGGAUGCCAGGAGAACGCUACCUACCCCAAUGCAUAGUGCCAACUGUAAAGUUUGGUGGAGGAGGAAUAAUGGUCUGGGGCUGUUUUUCAUGGUUCAGCCUCCUUAGUUCCAGUGAAGGGAAAUCUUAACGCUACAGCAUACAAUGACAUUCUAGACGAUCCUGUGCUUCCAACUUUGUGGCAAGAGUUUGGGGGAGGCACUUUCCUGUUUCAGCAUGACAAUGCCCCCGUGCACAAAGCGAGGUCCAUACAGCAAGUCCCUGCAGCAAUGUUCCAACAUCUAGUGGAAAGCAUUCCCAGAAGAGUGGAAGGUUAUAGCAGAAAAGGGGGGACCAACUUCAUGUUAAUGCCCAUGAUUUUGGAAUGAGAUGUUCGACGAGCAGGUGUCCACAUACUUUUGGUCAUGUAGUGUACCUUUACGUACUUUUACCUAAAAAUUGCCUUUUGACUUAUUCCAAAUUUUUGUUGUUACAACCUGAAUACAGAAUGGAUUACAAAUCUUUUUUGCUCACCCAUCUACACACGAUACCCGCUAAUGACAAAUUGAAAACAUGUUUUUAGAAUUGUUUUGCUAAUUUAUUGAAUAUGAAAUACAGACAUAUCUAACUCACGUAAGUAUUCAAACCCUUGAGUCAAUACAUGUUCGAUUCACCUUUCGCAGUGAUUACAGCUGUGAGUCUUUCUGCAUAAGUCUCUUAAGAGCUUUGCACACCUGGAUUGUACAAUAUUUGCACAUUAUUAUUUUUAAAAUUCUUCAAGCUCUGUCAAGUUGGUUGUUGAUCAUUGCUAGACAGCCAUUUUCAAGUCUUUACAUAUAUUUUCAAGCCUAUUUAAGUCAACUGUAAUUCAUGUUCAACACUUUUAUUGCACGCAGAGUGAGUCCAUGCAACUUAUUAUGUGACUUGUUAAGCACAUUUUUACUCCUGAACUUUAGGCUUGCCAUAACAAAGGGGUUGAAUACUUUUCAUUUGUUAUUAAUUUGUAAAACAUUUGUAAAAACAUAUUUCCACUUUGACAUUAUGGGGUAUUGUGUGUAGGCCAGUGACACACAAUCUCUAUAUAAUCCAUUUUAAAUUCAGGCUUUAACACAACGAAAUGUGGAGAAAGUCAAGGGGUGUGAAUACUUUCUUAAGGCGCACUGGACAGUCAUGGUCAAACGUUUUGAGAAUGACACAAGUAUUGGUCUUCACAAAGUUUGCUGCUUCAAUGUUAUGAGAUUUUUGUCAGAUGUUACAAUGGUAUACUGAAGUAUAAUUACAAGCAAAUUACAUUAAAUUUAUGCAAAGAGUCAAUAUUUACAGUGUUGACCCUUCUUUUUCAAGACUUCUGCAGUCCGCCCUGGCAUGCUGUCAAUUAACUUCUGGGCCACAUCCUGACUGAUGGCAGCCCAUUCUUGCAUAAUCAAUGCUUGGAGUUUGUCAGAAUUUGUGGGUUUUUGUUUGUCCACCCGCCUCUUGAGGAUCGACCACAAGUUCUCAAUGGGAUUAAGGUCUGGGGAGUUUCCUGGCCAUGGACCCAAAAUGUCGAUGUUUUGUUCCCCGAGCCACUUAUGGCAAGGUGCUCCAUCAUGCUGGAAAAGGCAUUGGUCGUCACCAAACUGUUCUUGGAUGGUUGGGAGAAGUUGCUCUCUGAGGAUGUCUUGGUACCAUUCUUUAUUCAUGGCUGUGUUCUUAGGCAAAAUUGUGAGUGAGCCCACUCCUUUGGCUGAGAAGCAACCCCACACAUGAAUGGUUUCAGGAUGCUUUACUGUUGGCAUGACACAGGACUGAUGGUAGCGCUCACCUUGUCUUCUCUGGACAAGGUGUUUUCCGGAUGCCCCAAACAAUCGGAAAGGGGAUUCAUCAGAGAAAUGACUUUACCCCAGUCCUCAGCAGUCCAAUCCCUGUACCUUUUGCAGAAUAUCAGUCUGUCCCUGAUGUUUUUCCUGGAGAGAAGUGGCUUCUUUGCUGCCCUUCUUGACACCAGGCCAUCCUCCAAAAGUCUUCGCUUAACUGUGCGUGCAGAUGCACUCACACCUGCCUGCUGCCAUUCCUGAGCAAGCUCUGCACUGGUGGUGCCCCGAUCCCACAGCUGAAUCAACUUUAGGAGACGGUCCUGGCGCUUGCUGGACUUUCUUGGGUGCCCUGACGCCUUCUUCACAACAAUUGAACCUCUCUCCUUGAAGUUCUUGAUGAUCCGAUAAAUGGUUGAUUUAGGUGAAAUCUUACUUGCAGCAAUAUAUUUGCCUGUGAAGCCCUUUUUGUGCAAAGCAAUGAUGACUGCACGUGUUUCCUUGCAGGUAACCAUGGUUAACAGAGGAAGAACAAAGAUUUCAAGCACCACCCUCCUUUUAAAGCUUCCAGUCUGUUAUUCUAACUCAAUCAGCAUGACAGAGUGAUCUCCAGCCUUGUCCUCGUCAACACUCUCACCUGUGUUAAGUUCAUUUUCAUGGCAAAGAGGGACUUUGUAAUAAAUUGCAAUUCAUCUGAUCACGCUUCAUUACAUUCUGGAGUAUAUGUAAAUUGCCAUCAUCAACACUGAGGCAGCAGACAUUGUGAAAAUUAGUAUUUGUGUCAUUCUCAAAACUUUUGACCACGACUGUAUGUUGUGUAACAGGGUUAUAAUGAUCUGUUCACAGGACAGCAUUGGUCUGCUGCUGGACGCAGUGAAGACAAAAGACGAGGAGCUGGCUCAGACCUGGAAGAAGUCUGAGCAGUGGGCCACCAUCGAGCAGCUGUGCAGUAAGUACCACUGGACAUCAAGGAGGGCGCUGACAUGCCUUAGUUGAAAUUAUUACAUUUCUAUUGCUGUUGGGAAGUUUUUGGUUGGAUUUUAAAGUGAUGGAUGAGUUGAUCUUGUCUUGCGUUCAAUUCAGUAGACCUUUAUUGACCAAAAAUACCAAUUUGGAUGCAGCUCAUUACAUGCAUCAUUCCUACAUACAAAAAUAAGUCUGAAAAGUCAUCCCUGGUAAGAGUCACUGCUCUGUUGUCCUUAACCUCUGACCGCUCUCUCUUCUCUCCUCAGGCACGGUGGGUGGGCAGUCAUCGGGCCCUCAGGAGUUCGGGGCCGUGGGCGGGGGCCCCUCUACCCCAGCGUCGUCCUCAGCCAUGUGGUCUUGCCUCCACUGCACCUUCAUGAACCAGCCAGGCACAGAGCUCUGUGAGAUGUGCAGCCUGCCGAGGGGUUAA
This is a messenger RNA of Coregonus sp. 'balchen', 45421 nucleotides long. Lineage: Eukaryota; Metazoa; Chordata; Actinopteri; Salmoniformes; Salmonidae. The record is from the annotation of a GenBank genome assembly.